This is a messenger RNA of Macrosiphum euphorbiae (potato aphid), 47961 nucleotides long. The record is from the annotation of a GenBank genome assembly. NCBI's taxonomy places the organism in Eukaryota, Metazoa, Arthropoda, Insecta, Hemiptera, Aphididae.
AUGGUCACCGAAACCGGACAAGCGGAGGGGAAUACCUCUUCAUUUUUAAGAGCGGCACGAUCCGGGAACCUUGAUAAAGUCAUUGAACACUUGAAAAACAAAAUAGAUAUAAAUACAUCUAACUCUAACGGUUUGAAUGCUUUGCAUUUGGCUUCAAAAGACGGGCAUUUGGAAAUCGUAAAAGAGUUAUUGAAAAGGGGCGCUAACGUAAACUCGGCAACAAAAAAAGGAAAUACUGCACUUCAUAUUGCUUCUCUUGCGGGGCAAUAUGAUGUGGUGGUCACCCUUGUGGAACAUGGCGCAUUGGUGAAUGUGCAAAGUCAAAAUGGUUUCACCCCUUUGUAUAUGGCUGCGCAAGAAAAUCACGACAGAGUUGUUAAGUAUUUGUUAGCAAAUGGGGCCAAUCAAAAUCUGGCAACUGAGGAUGGAUUUACACCAUGCGCUGUUGCAAUGCAACAAGGCCAUGAAAAGGUAGUAACUGUGUUAUUAGAAAAUGAUACCAAAGGUAAAGUUCGUCUCCCUGCAUUGCAUAUUGCAGCAAAAAAAGACGAUUGCAAGGCCGCAGAUUUACUCCUUCAAAAUGAUCAUAAUCCAGACGUAACAUCUAAGAGUGGAUUUACUCCAUUACAUAUUGCUUCACAUUAUGGAAACGACGGUAUUGCUAAACUUCUCCUUGCUAAAGGCGCUGACGUCAACUACUCUGCUAAACAUAACAUAACUCCAUUGCACGUAGCAGCAAAAUGGGGUAAAAGCAACAUGGUAUCUUUGUUGCUCGAAAGCGGUGCGAAUAUUGAAGCUAAAACUAGAGAUGGUUUAACGGCUUUACAUUGCGCUGCUAGAUCCGGACACGACCAAGUUAUUGACAUGCUUUUACAAAGAAAUGCUCCAAUCAGUUCAAAGACCAAGAACGGUUUGGCGGCAUUGCACAUGGCGGCCCAAGGAGAUCACGUCGAAGCCGCUAAAGUGUUAUUGUCCAACAACGCUCCGGUUGACGACGUGACCGUAGAUUAUUUGACCGGUCUUCACGUGGCCGCCCACUGCGGACACAUCCGGGUGGCCAAACUCUUGUUGGAGAAACACGCGGAUCCUGAUGCCAGGGCGUUGAACGGUUUUACGCCAUUGCACAUUGCGUGCAAGAAGAACCGCAUCAAAGUUGUGGAGCUGCUACUCAAGUACAACGCGAGCUUGGAGGCGACUACGGAAUCCGGUCUCACUCCGUUACACGUCGCCAGUUUCAUGGGCUGCAUGAACAUCGUGAUAUUCCUGUUGCAACACGAGGCCAACCCGGACCUGCCGACGGUGAGAGGAGAGACGCCAUUGCAUCUGGCUGCCAGGGCCAAUCAGACAGACAUCAUACGGAUAUUGCUCCGCAACGGAGCUCAAGUGGACGCCAGGGCUAGAGAGAAACAAACUCCGCUUCACAUAGCUUCCAGGUUGGGUAACGUGGACAUCGUAAUGUUGCUGUUAGCUCACGGCGCGGCAGUCGAUUCGACCACGAAAGAUCUAUACACCGCUCUACAUAUUGCCUCUAAAGAGGGCCAGGAGGAGGUUGCAUCAGUGUUGUUGGAGAAUGAAGCCUCAGUGACAGCAACCACUAAAAAAGGGUUUACCCCACUACAUUUGGCAUCAAAGUACGGCAACAUUAAAGUCACCAAGUUGCUGUUACAAAAACAAGCUCCAGUUGAUGCGCAAGGAAAGAACGGCGUAACACCAUUACACGUAGCAAGUCAUUAUGACAAUCAAGCAGUUGCAUUAAUGUUACUUGACAAACAAGCAUCUCCUCAUGCCACAGCCAAAAAUGGCCACACGCCUCUUCAUAUAGCGGCAAAAAAGAAUCAGAUGGAUAUUGCAGUUACUUUAUUAGACUACGGAGCAAAAGCAAACGCCGAGUCAAAAGCAGGAUUUACUCCUCUUCAUCUGAGUUCUCAGGAAGGUAAUGUUGAGAUGACUACUUUACUUUUGAACCACAACGCAGAUCCUAAUUAUAAAUCAAAGAACGGUUUAACACCAAUGCAUCUUACCGCACAAGAAGAUAAACAUAAAGUAGCUGUUGUGUUGGAUAAUUACCAUGCAGAUAUUAACCCGGAAACUAAAGCUGGAUUUACUCCUUUGCACGUUGCUUGUCAUUUCGGCCAAUUAAACAUGGUUCGAUUCAUAACCGCUCGUCAAGGAGUUAAUAUUAACGCGACUACAGCUUCUGGAUAUACACCACUUCACCAAGCAGCUCAGCAAGGACAUUCUACCAUUGUAAGCCACUUAUUGGAUAAGGGAGCUGACCCAGAUUUAUUGACAAGUCAAGGACAAACGGCUCUGUCAAUUUCUCAGAAAUUGGGCUACAUAAGUGUAGUAGAGGCUUUGAAGAAUGUCACAAAAGCUGUACCUUCAUCAACUUCUGACGAAAAGUACAAAGUGAUUUCUCCAGAAACCAUGCAAGAAACAUUUAUGUCGGACUCAGAAGAUGAAGGUGGUGACGUUUUGCAAAGCGGAAGCGUCGAGUAUGGUCUCAACACUAGAGCUCAACUAACACAAAAUGUUAUCGUUUCGUCACGCGAGGAGACCAUGAUUAACGAACAGUCGUACAGGUAUUUAACGGGAGAGGAAAUGAAGGGUUUCGGCGACGAAUCAGCUCCCAUCGAUGUCACACGGGACGAGAGGUGUGACGCGAAUACUGUGCCCCCCACAUCCAUCGACGAAGCCAUCAGUCCACAGACCGUCUAUGACAGUUACAGCGGCCCCGUGGAUAACGUCGACAUCGUUAAAUAUCCACCUCACGUUGGACGUUUACAAUGGAAAACGUUUUUGGUGAGCUUCUUGGUGGACGCUCGCGGCGGAGCGAUGCGCGGAUGCCGGCACAGUGGCGUCCGCGUGAUCGUACCUCCCCGACGAGCAUCCAUGCCCACGAGGGUGACUUGCCGAUAUUUAAGACGCGAAAAAUUGGUGCACCCUCCACCACUGAUGGAGGGCGAGUCGUUGGCUAGCAGAAUACUCGAACUCGGUCCCGUGGGGGCUAAGUUUUUGGGGCCUGUUAUGAUCGAAGUACCGAAUUUCGGAUCUCUCCGUGGAUCUGAAAGAGAAAUCGUCGUUCUCAGGUCGGAAAAUGGCGAGACGUGGAGAGAGCACACGGUUGAAGUGACCGACGAAGUCGUCAAGGACAUACUCGGAGCGAAUUUCGAUAAAGAAGACCGCGACCCGUGGCAUUCCGGUAACCGUCUGACGAGGAUCGUGACGACGGAGUUUCCGCAUUACUUUGCCAUCGUGUCCAGAGUCAAGCAAGAGGUACACGCCAUUGGGCCGGAGGGAGGCAUGGUCUCGUCGACGGUGGUGCCACAGGUGCAGGCGGUAUUCCCGCAGGGAGCCCUGACCAAGCGCAUUAAAGUCGGCCUACAGGCCCAACCGAUCCCGUCCGAGCUGACGGCCAAACUACUGGGAAACCGAGUGGCCGUGUCACCGAUCGUCACCGUCGAACCGAGAAGGCGAAAGUUCCACAAGCCCAUCACGCUCACGUUGCCAUUGCCGCAAGCCUCUUCCAAGGGGAUGAUCAACCACUACACGGGCGAUGCGCCCACCCUCAGGCUUUUGUGCAGCAUCACAGGAGGAACGUCCAGAGCACAAUGGGAGGACGUCACGGGCUCGACGCCCCUUACGUUUAUCAACGAUUGCGUAUCGUUCACGACAACUGUGUCGGCGCGAUUUUGGCUAAUGGACUGCCGAAACGUGGCUGACGCUUCGAAAAUGGCCACCGAACUAUAUCGGGAGGCCAUACACGUGCCGUUUAUGGCCAAAUUCGUGGUGUUCGCUAAACGAACGGACACAAACGAAGCUCGAAUACGGUUGUUCUGCAUGACGGACGACAGGGAAGACAAGACCUUGGAACACAAAGAACAUUUCACCGAAGUCUCGAACAGUAGAGAUGUCGAGGUUCUGGAAGGCAAGCCCGUGUACGUAGAAUUCGCAGGAAACCUCGUUCCAGUCACCAAGUCUGGCGAACAGCUCAGACUGGUGGUGAGGGCGUUCAAAGAAAACAGAUUACCAUUCACCAUGCGCGUGAAAGACCCCAGUGCCGAACCACGUUCGUGGACUAUCAUAAUGAAAGAACCAAAAGUUUCUAAAAACGAACCAGCACAGACGCCAGUUUGCGUUUUGCAAUUCGGACUGCCCGAAAACAUUGUACAUGAUACAGACGUCAAUGCCGACGAGCAUUACAAUAAUUACACGUACACCCGCGAUUCAAACACCGAGUCACACAAACGUGCCGAACUGAGGAUAACCGAUAUUAGUAAUUUCGUGUCUGAUGAUUGGAUUAACCUGGCCCACGAAUUGGGUUUCCAAUCGUCAGAUAUCGCUCAAAUUCAGAGAGAAUACCCAGAUAGUAGCGGUCAACAGUGUAUGAGUAUGCUGAACUUGUGGAUGAACGAAAUAUCUGGUCAAGAUUCAGUCAUAGCUUUAGAAAGAGCUUUAAACAAUAUAGGUAGAGUUGAUGUAGUGGAGAAGUGUAAUUUUGCGGAGAUCGGACACUAUCCUUUGCAAAAUGGCGUUUACGCAGAACCAGAAACACAUCAAAGCUAUCAAUCUCCGAACAGCAAAUACGCCGCCGAAGAGAAGGCUGUGAUCGAAGACGAGAUCGUUAAAACCGUGACCGAGAGACGUAUGGAAAUCGAACAACGGUUGAACGGCGAACCAGUGGUCAUCGACAAGAAAUAUGAACCGUUUACCAGAGUGGACGACGAGAUCCAGAUGGCAUCAAAACCCGCCGUCGAACCGAUCGAACCCACCGAGGUGUCGUUCGAACACAAACGCAUGUCAUUCGAGAGGGGAGUGUCGAUCGAACAGGUGCUCCAUGAAGACAUCCCGGUCAAAGACAAAUCGGUCGUGUUGGAAGAUAAAAAGAUGCCGUCAAUCGACGAAAAGCCUAUCGACGUGGACGUGGACGUGGAUGCAACGAGCCUGACGUUUCACGAAAAGAGGUUGUCGUUCGAGCAAGGCAUACCCGUCAAGGAAAUCAUACAGAAAAAGACGGAAGAUAUCAUCACCGUACCUGCAGGACACGGAAAAGAAUCGACGACGAUAAUUGAAACCGAAAAGUCGGUCACAAAGAGGGAUACGACGUCGACAGAAGACGCAAAACUUUCUGAUACAAAAUCAGAUAUAAGGCCUAGCAUUGAAUUGACUAAGGACACAAAUGAGCAAAUAAGACGCGAUUCUAUAUUGUUUGAAGAAGUUUCUCAAGGUUUGGUGAAAUUAGAUUCGACUGGACCGAAAGUAGAAGACAAAACUGAACUACUAUCGCCUCAGUCAUCUAGAACUCCUCCACCUAGCCCUGCGGAGUUCAAAGACAUAGAGCAACAAAAUGAAUCUAAACAACGCCAGUCAGAAACCGUAUCUGAAAAAGAACCGCAAACAGCAUUAUGGUCACAGGACAAUGAUGACUUGCUGGACACUCAUGGUUUUGGUGAACAUCUCAACGGCAUUGAAACGCCAAAUUUAUCAAAGCCGAAAAAUCAUAAAUCGUUGGCGGACAUUGAUGAGGAAUUUGAGGAACGGUCGGUUGUAUUGCACCCCUUUUUUGAUCAACCAAAAAGAGACAUUUACGAACAAGUUCAAUUUAUAAAACAUCACGAUGACUCGCCUGCAUUUGAUAGCCCGUUAACGGAUAAAAGUGUAUCUCAUCAUGAUACGGGAAUUAGUCUGACUAGGGAAUAUUCUGAUACAUUAACUAGUUCAGGACUAAAAACAAAACCUAAACAUACAGAUACAGCUUUUGAUGAAGAAGCAGAGCUGACUGAUAAUGGAUUAAGUCCAAUUCAACCUGAUGAAGUCGGACUUUCUGCAAAUGAAAUAAAAGAAAUAAAGAAGAAAAUUGGAAUGUAUGACGCCGGAAAUAGCCCAAUAACAUUUAUGGAAUCUAUAGCAUUAUCUCCAUUUGGGACAGUGACAAGUGAUGUUGCUACUAUUACUGAUAAUGUGAAAAAAAUUGAUGUAGCCAACAGUCCAAUUGAAUCAAAUAAAGAUCAAAGAAAUAUGGACACAAGAGUAGACGUAAAAAAAAUGAUAAUGCAAUUAGAGAAAUCUGGAGCAGGAAUGGAAAACGUGACGUCCCAACAAUCACCGAAAAUAAAACCAUCAGUAAAACCAUUUAUAUCGGGAAUAGUACUUCCAGAGGACCAUCAAACUAUAUAUGUUGAUAUUGAAAAAAAAUAUAAGCAAUAUGAUACAAAUACAAUGAAUAUACAAUCGAAACUAGACGAAGUAAUUAAAACAGAAAAAUGCGUAUUGGAUCAUUUAGAAAAGGUUGUAGAUAUGUCCUCGAAUAAUAAUUCGGAGCUGGAAAGUAAAUUAUUGCAAAUUGUUAACAUCGAAACAAGCAUGUUGCAGAGCUUUGACAAAAUAAUUGACAAACACGAUAAAAGUGUUAAUAAUUCGUGUUUAAAAAAUUUAGAAAAAAAUAUAAUAGCUGAGAAAGCUGAGAAAGCUGAUGAAAAUUUACAAAAACAACAAUCACCUAAGAAAUGUACUGAAGAUAAAAUUGAAAAAAAAUAUAUAGACACAGGGUAUAGAAAAGAAGAAAGUAUUAUGGAACCAAUUAAAGUCACAGGUAUUUCUAAGGAAUUAAAAAAGUUAAUAGACGAUGAUGAGAUAGAACAAGAAAGAAUGUAUAGAGUAUUACUGAAUGAAACUAAUACAAACGAUAACAAAUAUAGCAACAAAACGCCUGUAGUGGAAGAAAUUAUAACUCCUAAACGUGUAAAACCAAUUACCAAAAAAGAUGAUGCCAUAGAAGACGAAGAAGACGAAUCAGAUAUUUUUGAAAAAUUUACUCGGGAGCAUUUAAAAAAGUCUUUAGACCUAUCGCAAACUAACGUUGAAAAAGAAGAUAAUGAUAUUAAAGAUGUUCCAAAAGAAAUAGAUUUUGAUAUUGUAGAUGACGAAGAAAAUGAAAUGAACAACGCUAAAAAAGAUAAAUCAUUAUCUUUUAUCCCUAAAACAAUAGAAAAAGGAUUAAAAGAUAUAACGAUGACAUUAACGAGUAUUGUAAAAAAAAUGGAUGUAAAUGAUAUGUCAGGAAAGAAAAAUGAGAAUGAAGGAGGUGAUAAAGAAACUGAAAUAAUAAAUGAAAGUACAAAGCAAGGGAGUGGAGAAACAGAGUCAAAUAAAAAUAAAAAUGUUAAAAAAAAUAAUACUAAAAAUGAACUAAAAUCUAAUAUAACUCCACAAACCCCGAUUUUAAAAAGGGAGACAUUAUUAAAGAAUAAUAUUAAAAAUGAGAGUAUAGAACAAUGUAAUUAUAUUGCAGAAAGAGACCCUAAAAAAGAACUAGUUGAUAGUUAUGAAAAGAGCACAAAAAAUAAAGAACGAUUUAAGAUAAACACAGUUACAAAUCAAAAUAAUAAACCUGUAACUACGACUAAUAACGCGGAAAAAGAAGUACAUAAAAACAUACUAACAACUGAAAAAUCAAACUUAGACAAAACUAAUGAAAGUAUAAAAAUAGAUAUUAAACAAACUGUAGCAACUUCUUCAAUAGAAAAUAAAACGUUACCAACCACAGUAAAUUCAUUAAUAAAGUCAGAAAUAAAGCCAAUUAUAACAGAAAACCAGAAAACAAUUUUACAAAUAGAUGAUUCAAAUAUCAAUACUACACAAAAACAGAUAGUAGGUGAACAAAAAAAUACCAACAGCCCAUAUAAAAAGUUAGAUAUAAAUACCGAAACCGAAAUUGAUACAAUAAAUAUAACUACAACGUCCUACGAAACGUACGAAAAAACUGAAAGACAUACAAAAACAUUCAUACUAAAAACAAAUAAAGAACAUAAGGAGAUAAAAACCACAGAUAUUUAUUGCACAACGCAUACAGAGGAUAAACUAAUGAAAGAUGAAACAAUCCAAUUUGAAAACUUGACAAAAAAAGAUAGAGAAGAAGGUAUUCAACAACAAAAAGACCAUUUUGAGAACAAAGCAGAAAAAUUAAUACAACAAAAAAAUGAACUUCAUUCAGAGACAACCAAACUGAGAGAUGAAAAAGUAAAAGAACAAUCAGAAGUGGAAAAUAACAAAGAUAAACAAUAUAUCGAAGGUAUUGAAACCGAUAAAGUACAUUUUGAUGAGUUUUAUAAAUGGGUAGAUAAAUUAGUAGGAGAGAAAAAUGACAAUAUAACAAAAAAACAAAAUGAGAACGAAAAAAAACAAAAUCUCUUUAAAACAAUUAGAACUGCAUCCAUCGAUAAGGAACAUAUAGAAGAUGAAUCAAUCACAGUUAAAGAAUUUACAUCAAAACAAGUUACAUCUAAAUACUCAAAUGAACUAGAAAACGAAAUAUUAAUAUCCACAAAACCACAAACACAACAAACAACAACUGAAACUGCUAUGAUAUUAAAAACAAAAAACCCAUUAAUAUUAGAAAAAGAGAAAACACGCAACCAAACAAAUAAAAAUACUGAAAAACCAGAAUUAGAUGUAACUGAUAUUAAAGAUAAAAUAAAACAAUUUAUAAUAUCGGAAAAAGAAAAAGUUGAAAUUGUUAAACACAAAAAAGAUACUGAAGAACCACCAAAUAAUAAAAAAAGUUUAUCUAAAUACUCUAAAGAAUCAACUACAUCAGAUAAAAGUGAUAAAGAUUUACCCACUGCUCUAAAAGAUGCACCAAAAAUGGAUAAAAUAUUAACUGAAAAAACAGAUUCCGUCAUUAGUGAAACUAAAGAUGAUACUAAGAAACUAACAACAACACAAAUUGAAAGUAAGGAAACGGUCACACAUGAAACAAUAAUAGAAAAACAUAUAGCAGAAAAAACUGAUCUAAUUAAAUCUGACUCAAAACAUUCAAUUAAAUCAACGAUAAGUGACAAAGAUGAAAUUAUCAAACAUGUUUUAGCUACUGACAAACCAACGACUGAUAAAACAGUUCUGACUAAAACUGAUUCAAAAGAAUCAAUUAAAUCUAUAAUUAGUGAUAAAGAUACUCAUGAAAUUUCGACAAUCGAAAAAGAUACUGAUAGACCAACGAGCGAUAAGACAAGUUUAACUAAAUCUGAAUCUUUGGAAUCUGUAAAAUCCGAUAAGAGCGAUAAAGGUUUAACCCCUGUUAUAAAAGAUGGAACAAAAUUAGAUAAAAUAAUAACCGAAAAAUCUGAUUCCAUCGUAAGUGAUACUAAAAAACUAAUAACGACACAAAUUGAAAGUAAGGAAACCACCACACAUGAAACAGUAACAGAAAAACAUACGGGGGAGAAAACCGAUCUAAUUAAAUCUGACUCUGUAGAAUCAAUAACAUCCGAUAAAAGUGAAAAAGAUACUUACAAACCUUCUAGUGAUAAAACAAGUUUAACUAAAUCCGUCUCAAUAGAAUCCGUAAAAUCCGAUAAAAGUGAUAAAGAUUUACCCACUGUUCUAAAAGAUGCACCAAAAAUGGAUAAAAUAUUAACUGAAAAAACAGAUUCCGUCAUUAGUGAAACUAAAGAUGAUACUAAGAAACUAACAACAACACAAAUUGAAAGUAAGGAAACGGUCACACAUGAAACAAUAACAGAAAAACAUAUAGCAGAAAAAACUGAUCUAAUUAAAUCUGACUCAAAAGAUUCAAUUAAAUCAACGAUAAAAGACAAAGAUAAAAUUAUCAAACAUGUUUUAGCUACUGACAAACCAACGACUGAUAAAACAGUUCUGACUAAAACUGAUUCAAAAGAAUCAAUUAAAUCUUUAAUUAGUGAUAAAGAUACUCAUGAAAUUUCGGCAAUCGAAAAAGAUACUGAUAGACCAACGAGCGAUAAGACAAGUUUAACUAAAUCUGAAUCUUUGGAAUCUGUAAAAUCCGAUAAGAGCGAUAAAGGUUUAACCCCUGUUAUAAAAGAUGGAACAAAAUUAGAUAAAAUUAUAACCGAAAAAUCUGAUUCCAUCGUAAGUGAUACUAAAAAACUAAAAACGAUACAAAUUGAAAGGAAGGAAACCACCACACAUGAAACAGUAAGAGAAAAACAUACGGGGGAGAAAACCGAUCUAAUAAAAUCUGACUCUGUAGAAUCAAUAACAUCCGAUAAAAGUGAAAAAGAUACUUACAAACCUUCUAGUGAUAAAACAAGUUUAACUAAAUCCGUCUCAAUAGAAUCCGUAAAAUCAGAUAAAAGUGAUAAAGAUUUACCUACUGUUCUAAAAGAUGCACCAAAAAUGGAUAAAAUAUUAACUGAAAAAACAGAUUCCGUCAUUAGUGAAACUAAAGAUGAUACUAAGAAACUAACAACAACACAAAUUGAAAGUAAGGAAACGGUCACACAUGAAACAAUAACAGAAAAACAUAUAGCAGAAAAAACUGAUCUAAUUAAAUCUGACUCAAAAGAUUCAAUUAAAUCAACGAUAAGUGACAAAGAUGAAAUUAUCAAACAUGUUUUAGCUACUGACAAACUAACGACUGAUAAAACAGUUCUGACUAAAACUGAUUCAAAAGAAUCAAUUAAAUCUAUAAUUAGUGAUAAAGAUACUCAUGAAAUUUCGACAAUCGAAAAAGAUACUGAUAGAACAACGAGCGAUAAGACAAGUUUAACUAAAUCUGAAUCUUUGGAAUCUGUAAAAUCCGAUAAGAGCGAUAAAGGUUUAACCCCUGUUAUAAAAGAUGGAACAAAAUUAGAUAAAAUAAUAACCGAAAAAUCUGAUUCCAUCGUAAGUGAUACUAAAAAACUAAUAACAACACAAAUUGAAAGUAAGGAAACCACCACACAUGAAACAGUAACAGAAAAACAUACGGGGGAGAAAACCGAUCUAAUAAAAUCUGACACUGUAGAAUCAAUAACAUCCGAUAAAAGUGAAAAAGAUACUGACAAACCGUCUAGUGAUAAAACAAGUUUAACUAAAUCCGUCUCAAUAGAAUCCGUAAAAUCCGAUAAAAGUGAUAAAGAUUUACCCACUGUUCUAAAAGAUGCACCAAAAAUGGAUAAAAUAUUAACUGAAAAAACAGAUUCCGUCAUUAGUGAAACUAAAGAUGAUACUAAGAAACUAACAACAACACAAAUUGAAAGUAAGGAAACGGUCACACAUGAAACAAUAACAGAAAAACAUAUAGCAGAAAAAACUGAUCUAAUUAAAUCUGACUCAAAAGAUUCAAUUAAAUCAACGAUAAAAGACAAAGAUAAAAUUAUCAAACAUGUUUUAGCUACUGACAAACCAACGACUGAUAAAACAGUUCUGACUAAAACUGAUUCAAAAGAAUCAAUUAAAUCUUUAAUUAGUGAUAAAGAUACUCAUGAAAUUUCGGCAAUCGAAAAAGAUACUGAUAGACCAACGAGCGAUAAGACAAGUUUAACUAAAUCUGAAUCUUUGGAAUCUGUAAAAUCGGAUAAGAGCGAUAAAGGUUUAACCCCUGUUAUAAAAGAUGGAACAAAAUUAGAUAAAAUUAUAACCGAAAAAUCUGAUUCCAUCGUAAGUGAUACUAAAAAACUAAAAACGAUACAAAUUGAAAGGAAGGAAACCACCACACAUGAAACAGUAACAGAAAAACAUACGGGGGAGAAAACCGAUCUAAUAAAAUCUGACACUGUAGAAUCAAUAACAUCCGAUAAAAGUGAAAAAGAUACUUACAAACCUUCUAGUGAUAAAACAAGUUUAACUAAAUCCGUCUCAAUAGAAUCCGUAAAAUCCGAUAAAAGUGAUAAAGAUUUACCCACUGCUCUAAAAGAUGCACCAAAAAUGGAUAAAAUAUUAACUGAAAAAACAGAUUCCGUCAUUAGUGAAACUAAAGAUGAUACUAAGAAACUAACUACAACACAAAUUGAAAGUAAGGAAACGGUCACACAUGAAACAAUAAUAGAAAAACAUAUAGCAGAAAAAACUGAUCUAAUUAAAUCUGACUCAAAACAUUCAAUUAAAUUAACGAUAAGUGACAAAGAUGAAAUUAUCAAACAUGUUUUAGCUACUGACAAACCAACGACUGAUAAAACAGUUCUGACUAAAACUGAUUCAAAAGAAUCAAUUAAAUCUAUAAUUAGUGAUAAAGAUACUCAUGAAAUUUCGACAAUCGAAAAAGAUACUGAUAGACCAACGACCGAUAAGACAAGUUUAACUAAAUCUGAAUCUUUGGAAUCUGUAAAAUCCGAUUUGAGCGAUAAAGGUUUAACCCCUGUUAUAAAAGAUGGAACAAAAUUAGAUAAAAUAAUAACCGAAAAAUCUGAUUCCAUCGUAAGUAAUACUAAAAAACUAAUAACAACACAAAUUGAAAGUAAGGAAACCACCACACAUGAAACAGUAACAGAAAAACAUACGGGGGAGAAAACCGAUCUAAUAAAAUCUGACACUGUAGAAUCAAUAACAUCCGAUAAAAGUGAAAAAGAUACUGACAAACCGUCUAGUGAUAAAACAAGUUUAACUAAAUCCGUCUCAAUAGAAUCCGUAAAAUCCGAUAAAAGUGAUAAAGAUUUACCCACUGUUCUAAAAGAUGCACCAAAAAUGGAUAAAAUAUUAACUGAAAAAACAGAUUCCGUCAUUAGUGAAACUAAAGAUGAUACUAAGAAACUAACAACAACACAAAUUGAAAGUAAGGAAACGGUCACACAUGAAACAAUAACAGAAAAACAUAUAGCAGAAAAAAUUGAUCUAAUUAAAUCUGACUCAAAAGAUUCAAUUAAAUCAACGAUAAGUGACAAAGAUGAAAUUAUCAAACAUGUUUUAGCUACUGACAAACCAACGACUGAUAAAACAGUUCUGACUAAAACUGAUUCAAAAGAAUCAAUUAAAUCUAUAAUUAGUGAUAAAGAUACUCAUGAAAUUUUGACAAUCGAAAAAGAUACUGAUAGACCAACGAGCGAUAUGACAAGUUUAACUAAAUCUGAAUCUUUGGAAUCUGUAAAAUCCGAUAAGAUCAAUAAAGGUUUAACCCCUGUUAUAAAAGAUGGAACAAAAUUAGAUAAAAUAAUAACCGAAAAAUCUGAUUCCAUCGUAAGUGAUACUAAAAAACUAAUAACGACACAAAUUGAAAGGAAGGAAACCACCACACAUGAAACAGUAACAGAAAAACAUACGGGGGAGAAAACCGAUCUAAUAAAAUCUGACACUGUAGAAUCAAUGACAUCCGAUAAAAGUGAAAAAGAUACUUACAAACCUUCUAGUGAUAAAACAAGUUUAACUAAAUCCGUCUCAAUAGAAUCCGUAAAAUCCGAUAAAAGUGAUAAAGAUUUACCCACUGUUCUAAAAGAUGCACCAAAAAUGGAUAAAAUAUUAACUGAAAAAACAGAUUCCGUCAUUAGUGAAACUAAAGAUGAUACUAAGAAACUAACAACAACACAAAUUGAAAGUAAGGAAACGGUCACACAUGAAACAAUAACAGAAAAACAUAUAGCAGAAAAAACUGAUCUAAUUAAAUCUGACUCAAAAGAUUCAAUUAAAUCAACGAUAAGUGACAAAGAUGAAAUUAUCAAACAUGUUUUAGCUACUGACAAACCAACGACUGAUAAAACAGUUCUGACUAAAACUGAUUCAAAAGAAUCAAUUAAAUCUAUAAUUAGUGAUAAAGAUACUCAUGAAAUUUUGACAAUCGAAAAAGAUACUGAUAGACCAACGAGCGAUAAGACAAGUUUAACUAAAUCUGAAUCUUUGGAAUCUGUAAAAUCCGAUAAGAGCGAUAAAGGUUUAACCCCUGUUAUAAAAGAUGGAACAAAAUUAGAUAAAAUAAUAACCGAAAAAUCUGAUUCCAUCGUAAGUGAUACUAAAAAACUAAUAACGACACAAAUUGAAAGUAAGGAAACCACCACACAUGAAACAGUAACAGAAAAACAUACGGGGGAGAAAACCGAUCUAAUAAAAUCUGACUCUGUAGAAUCAAUAACAUCCGAUAAAAGUGAAAAAGAUACUUACAAACCUUCUAGUGAUAAAACAAGUUUAACUAAAUCCGUCUCAAUAGAAUCCGUAAAAUCCGAUAAAAGUGAUAAAGAUUUACCCACUGUUCUAAAAGAUGCACCAAAAAUGGAUAAAAUAUUAACUGAAAAAACAGAUUCCGUCAUUAGUGAAACUAAAGAUGAUACUAAGAAACUAACAACAACACAAAUUGAAAGUAAGGAAACGGUCACACAUGAAACAAUAACAGAAAAACAUAUAGCAGAAAAAACUGAUCUAAUUAAAUCUGACUCAAAAGAUUCAAUUAAAUCAACGAUAAGUGACAAAGAUGAAAUUAUCAAACAUGUUUUAGCUACUGACAAACCAACGACUGAUAAAACAGUUCUGACUAAAACUGAUUCAAAAGAAUCAAUUAAAUCUAUAAUUAGUGAUAAAGAUACUCAUGAAAUUUCGACAAUCGAAAAAGAUACUGAUAGACCAACGAGCGAUAAGACAAGUUUAACUAAAUCUGAAUCUUUGGAAUCUGUAAAAUCCGAUAAGAGCGAUAAAGGUUUAACCCCUGUUAUAAAAGAUGGAACAAAAUUAGAUAAAAUAAUAACCGAAAAAUCUGAUUCCAUCGUAAGUGAUACUAAAAAACUAAUAACGACACAAAUUGAAAGUAAGGAAACCACCACACAUGAAACAGUAACAGAAAAACAUACGGGGGAGAAAACCGAUCUAAUAAAAUCUGACUCUGUAGAAUCAAUAACAUCCGAUAAAAGUGAAAAAGAUACUUACAAACCUUCUAGUGAUAAAACAAGUUUAACUAAAUCCGUCUCAAUAGAAUCCGUAAAAUCCGAUAAAAGUGAUAAAGAUUUACCUACUGUUCUAAAAGAUGCACCAAAAAUGGAUAAAAUAUUAACUGAAAAAACAGAUUCCGUCAUUAGUGAAACUAAAGAUGAUACUAAGAAACUAACAACAACACAAAUUGAAAGUAAGGAAACGGUCACACAUGAAACAAUAACAGAAAAACAUAUAGCAGAAAAAACUGAUCUAAUUAAAUCUGACUCAAAAGAUUCAAUUAAAUCAACGAUAAGUGACAAAGAUGAAAUUAUCAAACAUGUUUUAGCUACUGACAAACCAACGACUGAUAAAACAGUUCUGACUAAAACUGAUUCAAAAGAAUCAAUUAAAUCUAUAAUUAGUGAUAAAGAUACUCAUGAAAUUUCGACAAUCGAAAAAGAUACUGAUAGACCAACGAGCGAUAAGACAAGUUUAACUAAAUCUGAAUCUUUGGAAUCUGUAAAAUCCGAUAAGAGCGAUAAAGGUUUAACCCCUGUUAUAAAAGAUGGAACAAAAUUAGAUAAAAUAAUAACCGAAAAAUCUGAUUCCAUCGUAAGUGAUACUAAAAAACUAAUAACGACACAAAUUGAAAGUAAGGAAACCACCACACAUGAAACAGUAACAGAAAAACAUACGGGGGAGAAAACCGAUCUAAUAAAAUCUGACUCUGUAGAAUCAAUAACAUCCGAUAAAAGUGAAAAAGAUACUUACAAACCUUCUAGUGAUAAAACAAGUUUAACUAAAUCCGUCUCAAUAGAAUCCGUAAAAUCCGAUAAAAGUGAUAAAGAUUUACCUACUGUUCUAAAAGAUGCACCAAAAAUGGAUAAAAUAUUAACUGAAAAAACAGAUUCCGUCAUUAGUGAAACUAAAGAUGAUACUAAGAAACUAACAACAACACAAAUUGAAAGUAAGGAAACGGUCACACAUGAAACAAUAACAGAAAAACAUAUAGCAGAAAAAACUGAUCUAAUUAAAUCUGACUCAAAAGAUUCAAUUAAAUCAACGAUAAGUGACAAAGAUGAAAUUAUCAAACAUGUUUUAGCUACUGACAAACCAACGACUGAUAAAACAGUUCUGACUAAAACUGAUUCAAAAGAAUCAAUUAAAUCUAUAAUUAGUGAUAAAGAUACUCAUGAAAUUUCGACAAUCGAAAAAGAUACUGAUAGACCAACGAGCGAUAAGACAAGUUUAACUAAAUCUGAAUCUUUGGAAUCUGUAAAAUCCGAUAAGAGCGAUAAAGGUUUAACCCCUGUUAUAAAAGAUGGAACAAAAUUAGAUAAAAUAAUAACCGAAAAAUCUGAUUCCAUCGUAAGUGAUACUAAAAAACUAAUAACGACACAAAUUGAAAGUAAGGAAACCACCACACAUGAAACAGUAACAGAAAAACAUACGGGGGAGAAAACCGAUCUAAUAAAAUCUGACUCUGUAGAAUCAAUAACAUCCGAUAAAAGUGAAAAAGAUACUUACAAACCUUCUAGUGAUAAAACAAGUUUAACUAAAUCCGUCUCAAUAGAAUCCGUAAAAUCCGAUAAAAGUGAUAAAGAUUUACCUACUGUUCUAAAAGAUGCACCAAAAAUGGAUAAAAUAUUAACUGAAAAAACAGAUUCCGUCAUUAGUGAAACUAAAGAUGAUACUAAGAAACUAACAACAACACAAAUUGAAAGUAAGGAAACGGUCACACAUGAAACAAUAACAGAAAAACAUAUAGCAGAAAAAACUGAUCUAAUUAAAUCUGACUCAAAAGAUUCAAUUAAAUCAACGAUAAGUGACAAAGAUGAAAUUAUCAAACAUGUUUUAGCUACUGACAAACCAACGACUGAUAAAACAGUUCUGACUAAAACUGAUUCAAAAGAAUCAAUUAAAUCUAUAAUUAGUGAUAAAGAUACUCAUGAAAUUUCGACAAUCGAAAAAGAUACUGAUAGACCAACGAGCGAUAAGACAAGUUUAACUAAAUCUGAAUCUUUGGAAUCUGUAAAAUCCGAUAAGAGCGAUAAAGGUUUAACCCCUGUUAUAAAAGAUGGAACAAAAUUAGAUAAAAUAAUAACCGAAAAAUCUGAUUCCAUCGUAAGUGAUACUAAAAAACUAAUAACGACACAAAUUGAAAGUAAGGAAACCACCACACAUGAAACAGUAACAGAAAAACAUACGGGGGAGAAAACCGAUCUAAUAAAAUCUGACUCUGUAGAAUCAAUAACAUCCGAUAAAAGUGAAAAAGAUACUUACAAACCUUCUAGUGAUAAAACAAGUUUAACUAAAUCCGUCUCAAUAGAAUCCGUAAAAUCCGAUAAAAGUGAUAAAGAUUUACCUACUGUUCUAAAAGAUGCACCAAAAAUGGAUAAAAUAUUAACUGAAAAAACAGAUUCCGUCAUUAGUGAAACUAAAGAUGAUACUAAGAAACUAACAACAACACAAAUUGAAAGUAAGGAAACGGUCACACAUGAAACAAUAACAGAAAAACAUAUAGCAGAAAAAACUGAUCUAAUUAAAUCUGACUCAAAAGAUUCAAUUAAAUCAACGAUAAGUGACAAAGAUGAAAUUAUCAAACAUGUUUUAGCUACUGACAAACCAACGACUGAUAAAACAGUUCUGACUAAAACUGAUUCAAAAGAAUCAAUUAAAUCUAUAAUUAGUGAUAAAGAUACUCAUGAAAUUUCGACAAUCGAAAAAGAUACUGAUAGACCAACGAGCGAUAAGACAAGUUUAACUAAAUCUGAAUCUUUGGAAUCUGUAAAAUCCGAUAAGAGCGAUAAAGGUUUAACCCCUGUUAUAAAAGAUGGAACAAAAUUAGAUAAAAUAAUAACCGAAAAAUCUGAUUCCAUCGUAAGUGAUACUAAAAAACUAAUAACGACACAAAUUGAAAGUAAGGAAACCACCACACAUGAAACAGUAACAGAAAAACAUACGGGGGAGAAAACCGAUCUAAUAAAAUCUGACUCUGUAGAAUCAAUAACAUCCGAUAAAAGUGAAAAAGAUACUUACAAACCUUCUAGUGAUAAAACAAGUUUAACUAAAUCCGUCUCAAUAGAAUCCGUAAAAUCCGAUAAAAGUGAUAAAGAUUUACCUACUGUUCUAAAAGAUGCACCAAAAAUGGAUAAAAUAUUAACUGAAAAAACAGAUUCCGUCAUUAGUGAAACUAAAGAUGAUACUAAGAAACUAACAACAACACAAAUUGAAAGUAAGGAAACGGUCACACAUGAAACAAUAACAGAAAAACAUAUAGCAGAAAAAACUGAUCUAAUUAAAUCUGACUCAAAAGAUUCAAUUAAAUCAACGAUAAGUGACAAAGAUGAAAUUAUCAAACAUGUUUUAGCUACUGACAAACCAACGACUGAUAAAACAGUUCUGACUAAAACUGAUUCAAAAGAAUCAAUUAAAUCUAUAAUUAGUGAUAAAGAUACUCAUGAAAUUUCGACAAUCGAAAAAGAUACUGAUAGACCAACGAGCGAUAAGACAAGUUUAACUAAAUCUGAAUCUUUGGAAUCUGUAAAAUCCGAUAAGAGCGAUAAAGGUUUAACCCCUGUUAUAAAAGAUGGAACAAAAUUAGAUAAAAUAAUAACCGAAAAAUCUGAUUCCAUCGUAAGUGAUACUAAAAAACUAAUAACGACACAAAUUGAAAGUAAGGAAACCACCACACAUGAAACAGUAACAGAAAAACAUACGGGGGAGAAAACCGAUCUAAUAAAAUCUGACUCUGUAGAAUCAAUAACAUCCGAUAAAAGUGAAAAAGAUACUUACAAACCUUCUAGUGAUAAAACAAGUUUAACUAAAUCCGUCUCAAUAGAAUCCGUAAAAUCCGAUAAAAGUGAUAAAGAUUUACCUACUGUUCUAAAAGAUGCACCAAAAAUGGAUAAAAUAUUAACUGAAAAAACAGAUUCCGUCAUUAGUGAAACUAAAGAUGAUACUAAGAAACUAACAACAACACAAAUUGAAAGUAAGGAAACGGUCACACAUGAAACAAUAACAGAAAAACAUAUAGCAGAAAAAACUGAUCUAAUUAAAUCUGACUCAAAAGAUUCAAUUAAAUCAACGAUAAGUGACAAAGAUGAAAUUAUCAAACAUGUUUUAGCUACUGACAAACCAACGACUGAUAAAACAGUUCUGACUAAAACUGAUUCAAAAGAAUCAAUUAAAUCUAUAAUUAGUGAUAAAGAUACUCAUGAAAUUUCGACAAUCGAAAAAGAUACUGAUAGACCAACGAGCGAUAAGACAAGUUUAACUAAAUCUGAAUCUUUGGAAUCUGUAAAAUCCGAUAAGAGCGAUAAAGGUUUAACCCCUGUUAUAAAAGAUGGAACAAAAUUAGAUAAAAUAAUAACCGAAAAAUCUGAUUCCAUCGUAAGUGAUACUAAAAAACUAAUAACGACACAAAUUGAAAGUAAGGAAACCACCACACAUGAAACAGUAACAGAAAAACAUACGGGGGAGAAAACCGAUCUAAUAAAAUCUGACUCUGUAGAAUCAAUAACAUCCGAUAAAAGUGAAAAAGAUACUUACAAACCUUCUAGUGAUAAAACAAGUUUAACUAAAUCCGUCUCAAUAGAAUCCGUAAAAUCCGAUAAAAGUGAUAAAGAUUUACCUACUGUUCUAAAAGAUGCACCAAAAAUGGAUAAAAUAUUAACUGAAAAAACAGAUUCCGUCAUUAGUGAAACUAAAGAUGAUACUAAGAAACUAACAACAACACAAAUUGAAAGUAAGGAAACGGUCACACAUGAAACAAUAACAGAAAAACAUAUAGCAGAAAAAACUGAUCUAAUUAAAUCUGACUCAAAAGAUUCAAUUAAAUCAACGAUAAGUGACAAAGAUGAAAUUAUCAAACAUGUUUUAGCUACUGACAAACCAACGACUGAUAAAACAGUUCUGACUAAAACUGAUUCAAAAGAAUCAAUUAAAUCUAUAAUUAGUGAUAAAGAUACUCAUGAAAUUUCGACAAUCGAAAAAGAUACUGAUAGACCAACGAGCGAUAAGACAAGUUUAACUAAAUCUGAAUCUUUGGAAUCUGUAAAAUCCGAUAAGAGCGAUAAAGGUUUAACCCCUGUUAUAAAAGAUGGAACAAAAUUAGAUAAAAUAAUAACCGAAAAAUCUGAUUCCAUCGUAAGUGAUACUAAAAAACUAAUAACGACACAAAUUGAAAGUAAGGAAACCACCACACAUGAAACAGUAACAGAAAAACAUACGGGGGAGAAAACCGAUCUAAUAAAAUCUGACUCUGUAGAAUCAAUAACAUCCGAUAAAAGUGAAAAAGAUACUUACAAACCUUCUAGUGAUAAAACAAGUUUAACUAAAUCCGUCUCAAUAGAAUCCGUAAAAUCCGAUAAAAGUGAUAAAGAUUUACCUACUGUUCUAAAAGAUGCACCAAAAAUGGAUAAAAUAUUAACUGAAAAAACAGAUUCCGUCAUUAGUGAAACUAAAGAUGAUACUAAGAAACUAACAACAACACAAAUUGAAAGUAAGGAAACGGUCACACAUGAAACAAUAACAGAAAAACAUAUAGCAGAAAAAACUGAUCUAAUUAAAUCUGACUCAAAAGAUUCAAUUAAAUCAACGAUAAGUGACAAAGAUGAAAUUAUCAAACAUGUUUUAGCUACUGACAAACCAACGACUGAUAAAACAGUUCUGACUAAAACUGAUUCAAAAGAAUCAAUUAAAUCUAUAAUUAGUGAUAAAGAUACUCAUGAAAUUUCGACAAUCGAAAAAGAUACUGAUAGACCAACGAGCGAUAAGACAAGUUUAACUAAAUCUGAAUCUUUGGAAUCUGUAAAAUCCGAUAAGGGCGAUAAAGGUUUAACCCCUGUUAUAAAAGAUGGAACAAAAUUAGAUAAAAUAAUAACCGAAAAAUCUGAUUCCAUCGUAAGUGAUACUAAAAAACUAAUAACGACACAAAUUGAAAGUAAGGAAACCACCACACAUGAAACAGUAACAGAAAAACAUACGGGGGAGAAAACCGAUCUAAUAAAAUCUGACUCUGUAGAAUCAAUAACAUCCGAUAAAAGUGAAAAAGAUACUUACAAACCUUCUAGUGAUAAAACAAGUUUAACUAAAUCCGUCUCAAUAGAAUCCGUAAAAUCCGAUAAAAGUGAUAAAGAUUUACCUACUGUUCUAAAAGAUGCACCAAAAAUGGAUAAAAUAUUAACUGAAAAAACAGAUUCCGUCAUUAGUGAAACUAAAGAUGAUACUAAGAAACUAACAACAACACAAAUUGAAAGUAAGGAAACGGUCACACAUGAAACAAUAACAGAAAAACAUAUAGCAGAAAAAACUGAUCUAAUUAAAUCUGACUCAAAAGAUUCAAUUAAAUCAACGAUAAGUGACAAAGAUGAAAUUAUCAAACAUGUUUUAGCUACUGACAAACCAACGACUGAUAAAACAGUUCUGACUAAAACUGAUUCAAAAGAAUCAAUUAAAUCUAUAAUUAGUGAUAAAGAUACUCAUGAAAUUUCGACAAUCGAAAAAGAUACUGAUAGACCAACGAGCGAUAAGACAAGUUUAACUAAAUCUGAAUCUUUGGAAUCUGUAAAAUCCGAUAAGAGCGAUAAAGGUUUAACCCCUGUUAUAAAAGAUGGAACAAAAUUAGAUAAAAUAAUAACCGAAAAAUCUGAUUCCAUCGUAAGUGAUACUAAAAAACUAAUAACGACACAAAUUGAAAAAUCAAUAACAUCCGAUAAAAGUGAAAAAGAUACUUACAAACCUUCUAGUGAUAAAACAAGUUUAACUAAAUCCGUCUCAAUAGAAUCCGUAAAAUCCGAUAAAAGUGAUAAAGAUUUACCUACUGUUCUAAAAGAUGCACCAAAAAUGGAUAAAAUAUUAACUGAAAAAACAGAUUCCGUCAUUAGUGAAACUAAAGAUGAUACUAAGAAACUAACAACAACACAAAUUGAAAGUAAGGAAACGGUCACACAUGAAACAAUAACAGAAAAACAUAUAGCAGAAAAAACUGAUCUAAUUAAAUCUGACUCAAAAGAUUCAAUUAAAUCAACGAUAAGUGACAAAGAUGAAAUUAUCAAACAUGUUUUAGCUACUGACAAACCAACGACUGAUAAAACAGUUCUGACUAAAACUGAUUCAAAAGAAUCAAUUAAAUCUAUAAUUAGUGAUAAAGAUACUCAUGAAAUUUCGACAAUCGAAAAAGAUACUGAUAGACCAACGAGCGAUAAGACAAGUUUAACUAAAUCUGAAUCUUUGGAAUCUGUAAAAUCCGAUAAGAGCGAUAAAGGUUUAACCCCUGUUAUAAAAGAUGGAACAAAAUUAGAUAAAAUAAUAACCGAAAAAUCUGAUUCCAUCGUAAGUGAUACUAAAAAACUAAUAACGACACAAAUUGAAAGUAAGGAAACCACCACACAUGAAACAGUAACAGAAAAACAUACGGGGGAGAAAACCGAUCUAAUAAAAUCUGACUCUGUAGAAUCAAUAACAUCCGAUAAAAGUGAAAAAGAUACUUACAAACCUUCUAGUGAUAAAACAUGUUUAACUAAAUCCGUCUCAAUAGAAUCCGUAAAAUCCGAUAAAAGUGAUAAAGAUUUACCUACUGUUCUAAAAGAUGCACCAAAAAUGGAUAAAAUAUUAACUGAAAAAACAGAUUCCGUCAUUAGUGAAACUAAAGAUGAUACUAAGAAACUAACAACAACACAAAUUGAAAGUAAGGAAACGGUCACACAUGAAACAAUAACAGAAAAACAUAUAGCAGAAAAAACUGAUCUAAUUAAAUCUGACUCAAAAGAUUCAAUUAAAUCAACGAUAAGUGACAAAGAUGAAAUUAUCAAACAUGUUUUAGCUACUGACAAACCAACGACUGAUAAAACAGUUCUGACUAAAACUGAUUCAAAAGAAUCAAUUAAAUCUAUAAUUAGUGAUAAAGAUACUCAUGAAAUUUCGACAAUCGAAAAAGAUACUGAUAGACCAACGAGCGAUAAGACAAGUUUAACUAAAUCUGAAUCUUUGGAAUCUGUAAAAUCCGAUAAGAGCGAUAAAGGUUUAACCCCUGUUAUAAAAGAUGGAACAAAAUUAGAUAAAAUAAUAACCGAAAAAUCUGAUUCCAUCGUAAGUGAUACUAAAAAACUAAUAACGACACAAAUUGAAAGUAAGGAAACCACCACACAUGAAACAGUAACAGAAAAACAUACGGGGGAGAAAACCGAUCUAAUAAAAUCUGACUCUGUAGAAUCAAUAACAUCCGAUAAAAGUGAAAAAGAUACUUACAAACCUUCUAGUGAUAAAACAAGUUUAACUAAAUCCGUCUCAAUAGAAUCCGUAAAAUCCGAUAAAAGUGAUAAAGAUUUACCUACUGUUCUAAAAGAUGCACCAAAAAUGGAUAAAAUAUUAACUGAAAAAACAGAUUCCGUCAUUAGUGAAACUAAAGAUGAUACUAAGAAACUAACAACAACACAAAUUGAAAGUAAGGAAACGGUCACACAUGAAACAAUAACAGAAAAACAUAUAGCAGAAAAAACUGAUCUAAUUAAAUCUGACUCAAAAGAUUCAAUUAAAUCAACGAUAAGUGACAAAGAUGAAAUUAUCAAACAUGUUUUAGCUACUGACAAACCAACGACUGAUAAAACAGUUCUGACUAAAACUGAUUCAAAAGAAUCAAUUAAAUCUAUAAUUAGUGAUAAAGAUACUCAUGAAAUUUCGACAAUCGAAAAAGAUACUGAUAGACCAACGAGCGAUAAGACAAGUUUAACUAAAUCUGAAUCUUUGGAAUCUGUAAAAUCCGAUAAGAGCGAUAAAGGUUUAACCCCUGUUAUAAAAGAUGGAACAAAAUUAGAUAAAAUAAUAACCGAAAAAUCUGAUUCCAUCGUAAGUGAUACUAAAAAACUAAUAACGACACAAAUUGAAAGUAAGGAAACCACCACACAUGAAACAGUAACAGAAAAACAUACGGGGGAGAAAACCGAUCUAAUAAAAUCUGACUCUGUAGAAUCAAUAACAUCCGAUAAAAGUGAAAAAGAUACUUACAAACCUUCUAGUGAUAAAACAAGUUUAACUAAAUCCGUCUCAAUAGAAUCCGUAAAAUCCGAUAAAAGUGAUAAAGAUUUACCUACUGUUCUAAAAGAUGCACCAAAAAUGGAUAAAAUAUUAACUGAAAAAACAGAUUCCGUCAUUAGUGAAACUAAAGAUGAUACUAAGAAACUAACAACAACACAAAUUGAAAGUAAGGAAACGGUCACACAUGAAACAAUAACAGAAAAACAUAUAGCAGAAAAAACUGAUCUAAUUAAAUCUGACUCAAAAGAUUCAAUUAAAUCAACGAUAAGUGACAAAGAUGAAAUUAUCAAACAUGUUUUAGCUACUGACAAACCAACGACUGAUAAAACAGUUCUGACUAAAACUGAUUCAAAAGAAUCAAUUAAAUCUAUAAUUAGUGAUAAAGAUACUCAUGAAAUUUCGACAAUCGAAAAAGAUACUGAUAGACCAACGAGCGAUAAGACAAGUUUAACUAAAUCUGAAUCUUUGGAAUCUGUAAAAUCCGAUAAGGGCGAUAAAGGUUUAACCCCUGUUAUAAAAGAUGGAACAAAAUUAGAUAAAAUAAUAACCGAAAAAUCUGAUUCCAUCGUAAGUGAUACUAAAAAACUAAUAACGACACAAAUUGAAAGUAAGGAAACCACCACACAUGAAACAGUAACAGAAAAACAUACGGGGGAGAAAACCGAUCUAAUAAAAUCUGACUCUGUAGAAUCAAUAACAUCCGAUAAAAGUGAAAAAGAUACUUACAAACCUUCUAGUGAUAAAACAAGUUUAACUAAAUCCGUCUCAAUAGAAUCCGUAAAAUCCGAUAAAAGUGAUAAAGAUUUACCUACUGUUCUAAAAGAUGCACCAAAAAUGGAUAAAAUAUUAACUGAAAAAACAGAUUCCGUCAUUAGUGAAACUAAAGAUGAUACUAAGAAACUAACAACAACACAAAUUGAAAGUAAGGAAACGGUCACACAUGAAACAAUAACAGAAAAACAUAUAGCAGAAAAAACUGAUCUAAUUAAAUCUGACUCAAAAGAUUCAAUUAAAUCAACGAUAAGUGACAAAGAUGAAAUUAUCAAACAUGUUUUAGCUACUGACAAACCAACGACUGAUAAAACAGUUCUGACUAAAACUGAUUCAAAAGAAUCAAUUAAAUCUAUAAUUAGUGAUAAAGAUACUCAUGAAAUUUCGACAAUCGAAAAAGAUACUGAUAGACCAACGAGCGAUAAGACAAGUUUAACUAAAUCUGAAUCUUUGGAAUCUGUAAAAUCCGAUAAGAGCGAUAAAGGUUUAACCCCUGUUAUAAAAGAUGGAACAAAAUUAGAUAAAAUAAUAACCGAAAAAUCUGAUUCCAUCGUAAGUGAUACUAAAAAACUAAUAACGACACAAAUUGAAAGUAAGGAAACCACCACACAUGAAACAGUAACAGAAAAACAUACGGGGGAGAAAACCGAUCUAAUAAAAUCUGACUCUGUAGAAUCAAUAACAUCCGAUAAAAGUGAAAAAGAUACUUACAAACCUUCUAGUGAUAAAACAUGUUUAACUAAAUCCGUCUCAAUAGAAUCCGUAAAAUCCGAUAAAAGUGAUAAAGAUUUACCUACUGUUCUAAAAGAUGCACCAAAAAUGGAUAAAAUAUUAACUGAAAAAACAGAUUCCGUCAUUAGUGAAACUAAAGAUGAUACUAAGAAACUAACAACAACACAAAUUGAAAGUAAGGAAACGGUCACACAUGAAACAAUAACAGAAAAACAUAUAGCAGAAAAAACUGAUCUAAUUAAAUCUGACUCAAAAGAUUCAAUUAAAUCAACGAUAAGUGACAAAGAUGAAAUUAUCAAACAUGUUUUAGCUACUGACAAACCAACGACUGAUAAAACAGUUCUGACUAAAACUGAUUCAAAAGAAUCAAUUAAAUCUAUAAUUAGUGAUAAAGAUACUCAUGAAAUUUCGACAAUCGAAAAAGAUACUGAUAGACCAACGAGCGAUAAGACAAGUUUAACUAAAUCUGAAUCUUUGGAAUCUGUAAAAUCCGAUAAGGGCGAUAAAGGUUUAACCCCUGUUAUAAAAGAUGGAACAAAAUUAGAUAAAAUAAUAACCGAAAAAUCUGAUUCCAUCGUAAGUGAUACUAAAAAACUAAUAACGACACAAAUUGAAAGUAAGGAAACCACCACACAUGAAACAGUAACAGAAAAACAUACGGGGGAGAAAACCGAUCUAAUAAAAUCUGACUCUGUAGAAUCAAUAACAUCCGAUAAAAGUGAAAAAGAUACUUACAAACCUUCUAGUGAUAAAACAAGUUUAACUAAAUCCGUCUCAAUAGAAUCCGUAAAAUCCGAUAAAAGUGAUAAAGAUUUACCUACUGUUCUAAAAGAUGCACCAAAAAUGGAUAAAAUAUUAACUGAAAAAACAGAUUCCGUCAUUAGUGAAACUAAAGAUGAUACUAAGAAACUAACAACAACACAAAUUGAAAGUAAGGAAACGGUCACACAUGAAACAAUAACAGAAAAACAUAUAGCAGAAAAAACUGAUCUAAUUAAAUCUGACUCAAAAGAUUCAAUUAAAUCAACGAUAAGUGACAAAGAUGAAAUUAUCAAACAUGUUUUAGCUACUGACAAACCAACGACUGAUAAAACAGUUCUGACUAAAACUGAUUCAAAAGAAUCAAUUAAAUCUAUAAUUAGUGAUAAAGAUACUCAUGAAAUUUCGACAAUCGAAAAAGAUACUGAUAGACCAACGAGCGAUAAGACAAGUUUAACUAAAUCUGAAUCUUUGGAAUCUGUAAAAUCCGAUAAGAGCGAUAAAGGUUUAACCCCUGUUAUAAAAGAUGGAACAAAAUUAGAUAAAAUAAUAACCGAAAAAUCUGAUUCCAUCGUAAGUGAUACUAAAAAACUAAUAACGACACAAAUUGAAAGUAAGGAAACCACCACACAUGAAACAGUAACAGAAAAACAUACGGGGGAGAAAACCGAUCUAAUAAAAUCUGACUCUGUAGAAUCAAUAACAUCCGAUAAAAGUGAAAAAGAUACUUACAAACCUUCUAGUGAUAAAACAAGUUUAACUAAAUCCGUCUCAAUAGAAUCCGUAAAAUCCGAUAAAAGUGAUAAAGAUUUACCUACUGUUCUAAAAGAUGCACCAAAAAUGGAUAAAAUAUUAACUGAAAAAACAGAUUCCGUCAUUAGUGAAACUAAAGAUGAUACUAAGAAACUAACAACAACACAAAUUGAAAGUAAGGAAACGGUCACACAUGAAACAAUAACAGAAAAACAUAUAGCAGAAAAAACUGAUCUAAUUAAAUCUGACUCAAAAGAUUCAAUUAAAUCAACGAUAAGUGACAAAGAUGAAAUUAUCAAACAUGUUUUAGCUACUGACAAACCAACGACUGAUAAAACAGUUCUGACUAAAACUGAUUCAAAAGAAUCAAUUAAAUCUAUAAUUAGUGAUAAAGAUACUCAUGAAAUUUCGACAAUCGAAAAAGAUACUGAUAGACCAACGAGCGAUAAGACAAGUUUAACUAAAUCUGAAUCUUUGGAAUCUGUAAAAUCCGAUAAGAGCGAUAAAGGUUUAACCCCUGUUAUAAAAGAUGGAACAAAAUUAGAUAAAAUAAUAACCGAAAAAUCUGAUUCCAUCGUAAGUGAUACUAAAAAACUAAUAACGACACAAAUUGAAAGUAAGGAAACCACCACACAUGAAACAGUAACAGAAAAACAUACGGGGGAGAAAACCGAUCUAAUAAAAUCUGACUCUGUAGAAUCAAUAACAUCCGAUAAAAGUGAAAAAGAUACUUACAAACCUUCUAGUGAUAAAACAAGUUUAACUAAAUCCGUCUCAAUAGAAUCCGUAAAAUCCGAUAAAAGUGAUAAAGAUUUACCUACUGUUCUAAAAGAUGCACCAAAAAUGGAUAAAAUAUUAACUGAAAAAACAGAUUCCGUCAUUAGUGAAACUAAAGAUGAUACUAAGAAACUAACAACAACACAAAUUGAAAGUAAGGAAACGGUCACACAUGAAACAAUAACAGAAAAACAUAUAGCAGAAAAAACUGAUCUAAUUAAAUCUGACUCAAAAGAUUCAAUUAAAUCAACGAUAAGUGACAAAGAUGAAAUUAUCAAACAUGUUUUAGCUACUGACAAACCAACGACUGAUAAAACAGUUCUGACUAAAACUGAUUCAAAAGAAUCAAUUAAAUCUAUAAUUAGUGAUAAAGAUACUCAUGAAAUUUCGACAAUCGAAAAAAAUACUGAUAGACCAACGAGCGAUAAGACAAGUUUAACUAAAUCUGAAUCUUUGGAAUCUGUAAAAUCCGAUAAGAGCGAUAAAGGUUUAACCCCUGUUAUAAAAGAUGGAACAAAAUUAGAUAAAAUAAUAACCGAAAAAUCUGAUUCCAUCGUAAGUGAUACUAAAAAACUAAUAACGACACAAAUUGAAAGUAAGGAAACCACCACACAUGAAACAGUAACAGAAAAACAUACGGGGGAGAAAACCGAUCUAAUAAAAUCUGACUCUGUAGAAUCAAUAACAUCCGAUAAAAGUGAAAAAGAUACUUACAAACCUUCUAGUGAUAAAACAAGUUUAACUAAAUCCGUCUCAAUAGAAUCCGUAAAAUCCGAUAAAAGUGAUAAAGAUUUACCUACUGUUCUAAAAGAUGCACCAAAAAUGGAUAAAAUAUUAACUGAAAAAACAGAUUCCGUCAUUAGUGAAACUAAAGAUGAUACUAAGAAACUAACAACAACACAAAUUGAAAGUAAGGAAACGGUCACACAUGAAACAAUAACAGAAAAACAUAUAGCAGAAAAAACUGAUCUAAUUAAAUCUGACUCAAAAGAUUCAAUUAAAUCAACGAUAAGUGACAAAGAUGAAAUUAUCAAACAUGUUUUAGCUACUGACAAACCAACGACUGAUAAAACAGUUCUGACUAAAACUGAUUCAAAAGAAUCAAUUAAAUCUAUAAUUAGUGAUAAAGAUACUCAUGAAAUUUCGACAAUCGAAAAAGAUACUGAUAGACCAACGAGCGAUAAGACAAGUUUAACUAAAUCUGAAUCUUUGGAAUCUGUAAAAUCCGAUAAGAGCGAUAAAGGUUUAACCCCUGUUAUAAAAGAUGGAACAAAAUUAGAUAAAAUAAUAACCGAAAAAUCUGAUUCCAUCGUAAGUGAUACUAAAAAACUAAUAACGACACAAAUUGAAAGUAAGGAAACCACCACACAUGAAACAGUAACAGAAAAACAUACGGGGGAGAAAACCGAUCUAAUAAAAUCUGACUCUGUAGAAUCAAUAACAUCCGAUAAAAGUGAAAAAGAUACUUACAAACCUUCUAGUGAUAAAACAAGUUUAACUAAAUCCGUCUCAAUAGAAUCCGUAAAAUCCGAUAAAAGUGAUAAAGAUUUACCUACUGUUCUAAAAGAUGCACCAAAAAUGGAUAAAAUAUUAACUGAAAAAACAGAUUCCGUCAUUAGUGAAACUAAAGAUGAUACUAAGAAACUAACAACAACACAAAUUGAAAGUAAGGAAACGGUCACACAUGAAACAAUAACAGAAAAACAUAUAGCAGAAAAAACUGAUCUAAUUAAAUCUGACUCAAAAGAUUCAAUUAAAUCAACGAUAAGUGACAAAGAUGAAAUUAUCAAACAUGUUUUAGCUACUGACAAACCAACGACUGAUAAAACAGUUCUGACUAAAACUGAUUCAAAAGAAUCAAUUAAAUCUAUAAUUAGUGAUAAAGAUACUCAUGAAAUUUCGACAAUCGAAAAAGAUACUGAUAGACCAACGAGCGAUAAGACAAGUUUAACUAAAUCUGAAUCUUUGGAAUCUGUAAAAUCCGAUAAGAGCGAUAAAGGUUUAACCCCUGUUAUAAAAGAUGGAACAAAAUUAGAUAAAAUAAUAACCGAAAAAUCUGAUUCCAUCGUAAGUGAUACUAAAAAACUAAUAACGACACAAAUUGAAAGUAAGGAAACCACCACACAUGAAACAGUAACAGAAAAACAUACGGGGGAGAAAACCGAUCUAAUAAAAUCUGACUCUGUAGAAUCAAUAACAUCCGAUAAAAGUGAAAAAGAUACUUACAAACCUUCUAGUGAUAAAACAAGUUUAACUAAAUCCGUCUCAAUAGAAUCCGUAAAAUCCGAUAAAAGUGAUAAAGAUUUACCUACUGUUCUAAAAGAUGCACCAAAAAUGGAUAAAAUAUUAACUGAAAAAACAGAUUCCGUCAUUAGUGAAACUAAAGAUGAUACUAAGAAACUAACAACAACACAAAUUGAAAGUAAGGAAACGGUCACACAUGAAACAAUAACAGAAAAACAUAUAGCAGAAAAAACUGAUCUAAUUAAAUCUGACUCAAAAGAUUCAAUUAAAUCAACGAUAAGUGACAAAGAUGAAAUUAUCAAACAUGUUUUAGCUACUGACAAACCAACGACUGAUAAAACAGUUCUGACUAAAACUGAUUCAAAAGAAUCAAUUAAAUCUAUAAUUAGUGAUAAAGAUACUCAUGAAAUUUCGACAAUCGAAAAAGAUACUGAUAGACCAACGAGCGAUAAGACAAGUUUAACUAAAUCUGAAUCUUUGGAAUCUGUAAAAUCCGAUAAGGGCGAUAAAGGUUUAACCCCUGUUAUAAAAGAUGGAACAAAAUUAGAUAAAAUAAUAACCGAAAAAUCUGAUUCCAUCGUAAGUGAUACUAAAAAACUAAUAACGACACAAAUUGAAAGUAAGGAAACCACCACACAUGAAACAGUAACAGAAAAACAUACGGGGGAGAAAACCGAUCUAAUAAAAUCUGACUCUGUAGAAUCAAUAACAUCCGAUAAAAGUGAAAAAGAUACUUACAAACCUUCUAGUGAUAAAACAAGUUUAACUAAAUCCGUCUCAAUAGAAUCCGUAAAAUCCGAUAAAAGUGAUAAAGAUUUACCUACUGUUCUAAAAGAUGCACCAAAAAUGGAUAAAAUAUUAACUGAAAAAACAGAUUCCGUCAUUAGUGAAACUAAAGAUGAUACUAAGAAACUAACAACAACACAAAUUGAAAGUAAGGAAACGGUCACACAUGAAACAAUAACAGAAAAACAUAUAGCAGAAAAAACUGAUCUAAUUAAAUCUGACUCAAAAGAUUCAAUUAAAUCAACGAUAAGUGACAAAGAUGAAAUUAUCAAACAUGUUUUAGCUACUGACAAACCAACGACUGAUAAAACAGUUCUGACUAAAACUGAUUCAAAAGAAUCAAUUAAAUCUAUAAUUAGUGAUAAAGAUACUCAUGAAAUUUCGACAAUCGAAAAAGAUACUGAUAGACCAACGAGCGAUAAGACAAGUUUAACUAAAUCUGAAUCUUUGGAAUCUGUAAAAUCCGAUAAGAGCGAUAAAGGUUUAACCCCUGUUAUAAAAGAUGGAACAAAAUUAGAUAAAAUAAUAACCGAAAAAUCUGAUUCCAUCGUAAGUGAUACUAAAAAACUAAUAACGACACAAAUUGAAAGUAAGGAAACCACCACACAUGAAACAGUAACAGAAAAACAUACGGGGGAGAAAACCGAUCUAAUAAAAUCUGACUCUGUAGAAUCAAUAACAUCCGAUAAAAGUGAAAAAGAUACUUACAAACCUUCUAGUGAUAAAACAAGUUUAACUAAAUCCGUCUCAAUAGAAUCCGUAAAAUCCGAUAAAAGUGAUAAAGAUUUACCUACUGUUCUAAAAGAUGCACCAAAAAUGGAUAAAAUAUUAACUGAAAAAACAGAUUCCGUCAUUAGUGAAACUAAAGAUGAUACUAAGAAACUAACAACAACACAAAUUGAAAGUAAGGAAACGGUCACACAUGAAACAAUAACAGAAAAACAUAUAGCAGAAAAAACUGAUCUAAUUAAAUCUGACUCAAAAGAUUCAAUUAAAUCAACGAUAAGUGACAAAGAUGAAAUUAUCAAACAUGUUUUAGCUACUGACAAACCAACGACUGAUAAAACAGUUCUGACUAAAACUGAUUCAAAAGAAUCAAUUAAAUCUAUAAUUAGUGAUAAAGAUACUCAUGAAAUUUCGACAAUCGAAAAAGAUACUGAUAGACCAACGAGCGAUAAGACAAGUUUAACUAAAUCUGAAUCUUUGGAAUCUGUAAAAUCCGAUAAGAGCGAUAAAGGUUUAACCCCUGUUAUAAAAGAUGGAACAAAAUUAGAUAAAAUAAUAACCGAAAAAUCUGAUUCCAUCGUAAGUGAUACUAAAAAACUAAUAACGACACAAAUUGAAAGUAAGGAAACCACCACACAUGAAACAGUAACAGAAAAACAUACGGGGGAGAAAACCGAUCUAAUAAAAUCUGACUCUGUAGAAUCAAUAACAUCCGAUAAAAGUGAAAAAGAUACUUACAAACCUUCUAGUGAUAAAACAAGUUUAACUAAAUCCGUCUCAAUAGAAUCCGUAAAAUCCGAUAAAAGUGAUAAAGAUUUACCUACUGUUCUAAAAGAUGCACCAAAAAUGGAUAAAAUAUUAACUGAAAAAACAGAUUCCGUCAUUAGUGAAACUAAAGAUGAUACUAAGAAACUAACAACAACACAAAUUGAAAGUAAGGAAACGGUCACACAUGAAACAAUAACAGAAAAACAUAUAGCAGAAAAAACUGAUCUAAUUAAAUCUGACUCAAAAGAUUCAAUUAAAUCAACGAUAAGUGACAAAGAUGAAAUUAUCAAACAUGUUUUAGCUACUGACAAACCAACGACUGAUAAAACAGUUCUGACUAAAACUGAUUCAAAAGAAUCAAUUAAAUCUAUAAUUAGUGAUAAAGAUACUCAUGAAAUUUCGACAAUCGAAAAAGAUACUGAUAGACCAACGAGCGAUAAGACAAGUUUAACUAAAUCUGAAUCUUUGGAAUCUGUAAAAUCCGAUAAGAGCGAUAAAGGUUUAACCCCUGUUAUAAAAGAUGGAACAAAAUUAGAUAAAAUAAUAACCGAAAAAUCUGAUUCCAUCGUAAGUGAUACUAAAAAACUAAUAACGACACAAAUUGAAAGUAAGGAAACCACCACACAUGAAACAGUAACAGAAAAACAUACGGGGGAGAAAACCGAUCUAAUAAAAUCUGACUCUGUAGAAUCAAUAACAUCCGAUAAAAGUGAAAAAGAUACUUACAAACCUUCUAGUGAUAAAACAAGUUUAACUAAAUCCGUCUCAAUAGAAUCCGUAAAAUCCGAUAAAAGUGAUAAAGAUUUACCUACUGUUCUAAAAGAUGCACCAAAAAUGGAUAAAAUAUUAACUGAAAAAACAGAUUCCGUCAUUAGUGAAACUAAAGAUGAUACUAAGAAACUAACAACAACACAAAUUGAAAGUAAGGAAACGGUCACACAUGAAACAAUAACAGAAAAACAUAUAGCAGAAAAAACUGAUCUAAUUAAAUCUGACUCAAAAGAUUCAAUUAAAUCAACGAUAAGUGACAAAGAUGAAAUUAUCAAACAUGUUUUAGCUACUGACAAACCAACGACUGAUAAAACAGUUCUGACUAAAACUGAUUCAAAAGAAUCAAUUAAAUCUAUAAUUAGUGAUAAAGAUACUCAUGAAAUUUCGACAAUCGAAAAAGAUACUGAUAGACCAACGAGCGAUAAGACAAGUUUAACUAAAUCUGAAUCUUUGGAAUCUGUAAAAUCCGAUAAGAGCGAUAAAGGUUUAACCCCUGUUAUAAAAGAUGGAACAAAAUUAGAUAAAAUAAUAACCGAAAAAUCUGAUUCCAUCGUAAGUGAUACUAAAAAACUAAUAACGACACAAAUUGAAAGUAAGGAAACCACCACACAUGAAACAGUAACAGAAAAACAUACGGGGGAGAAAACCGAUCUAAUAAAAUCUGACUCUGUAGAAUCAAUAACAUCCGAUAAAAGUGAAAAAGAUACUUACAAACCUUCUAGUGAUAAAACAAGUUUAACUAAAUCCGUCUCAAUAGAAUCCGUAAAAUCCGAUAAAAGUGAUAAAGAUUUACCUACUGUUCUAAAAGAUGCACCAAAAAUGGAUAAAAUAUUAACUGAAAAAACAGAUUCCGUCAUUAGUGAAACUAAAGAUGAUACUAAGAAACUAACAACAACACAAAUUGAAAGUAAGGAAACGGUCACACAUGAAACAAUAACAGAAAAACAUAUAGCAGAAAAAACUGAUCUAAUUAAAUCUGACUCAAAAGAUUCAAUUAAAUCAACGAUAAGUGACAAAGAUGAAAUUAUCAAACAUGUUUUAGCUACUGACAAACCAACGACUGAUAAAACAGUUCUGACUAAAACUGAUUCAAAAGAAUCAAUUAAAUCUAUAAUUAGUAAUAAAGAUACUCAUGAAAUUUCGACAAUCGAAAAAGAUACUGAUAGACCAACGAGCGAUAAGACAAGUUUAACUAAAUCUGAAUCUUUGGAAUCUGUAAAAUCCGAUAAGAGCGAUAAAGGUUUAACCCCUGUUAUAAAAGAUGGAACAAAAUUAGAUAAAAUAAUAACCGAAAAAUCUGAUUCCAUCGUAAGUGAUACUAAAAAACUAAUAACGACACAAAUUGAAAGUAAGGAAACCACCACACAUGAAACAGUAACAGAAAAACAUACGGGGGAGAAAACCGAUCUAAUAAAAUCUGACUCUGUAGAAUCAAUAACAUCCGAUAAAAGUGAAAAAGAUACUUACAAACCUUCUAGUGAUAAAACAAGUUUAACUAAAUCCGUCUCAAUAGAAUCCGUAAAAUCCGAUAAAAGUGAUAAAGAUUUACCCACUGUUCUAAAAGAUGCACCAAAAAUGGAUAAAAUAUUAACUGAAAAAACAGAUUCCGUCAUUAGUGAAACUAAAGAUGAUACUAAGAAACUAACAACAACACAAAUUGAAAGUAAGGAAACGGUCACACAUGAAACAAUAACAGAAAAACAUAUAGCAGAAAAAACUGAUCUAAUUAAAUCUGACUCAAAAGAUUCAAUUAAAUCAACGAUAAGUGACAAAGAUGAAAUUAUCAAACAUGUUUUAGCUACUGACAAACCAACGACUGAUAAAACAGUUCUGACUAAAACUGAUUCAAAAGAAUCAAUUAAAUCUAUAAUUAGUGAUAAAGAUACUCAUGAAAUUUCGACAAUCGAAAAAGAUACUGAUAGACCAACGAGCGAUAAGACAAGUUUAACUAAAUCUGAAUCGUUGGAAUCUGUAAAAUCCAAUAAGAGCGAUAAAGGUUUAACCCCUGUUAUAAAAGAUGGAACAAAAUUAGAUAAAAUAAUAACCGAAAAAUCUGAUUCCAUCGUAAGUGAUACUAAAAAACUAAUAACGACACAAAUUGAAAGUAAGGAAACCACCACACAUGAAACAGUAACAGAAAAACAUACGGGGGAGAAAACCGAUCUAAUAAAAUCUGACUCUGUAGAAUCAAUAACAUCCGAUAAAAGUGAAAAAGAUACUUACAAACCUUCUAGUGAUAAAACAUGUUUAACUAAAUCCGUCUCAAUAGAAUCCGUAAAAUCCGAUAAAAGUGAUAAAGAUUUACCUACUGUUCUAAAAGAUGCACCAAAAAUGGAUAAAAUAUUAACUGAAAAAACAGAUUCCGUCAUUAGUGAAACUAAAGAUGAUACUAAGAAACUAACAACAACACAAAUUGAAAGUAAGGAAACGGUCACACAUGAAACAAUAACAGAAAAACAUAUAGCAGAAAAAACUGAUCUAAUUAAAUCUGACUCAAAAGAUUCAAUUAAAUCAACGAUAAGUGACAGAGAUGAAAUUAUCAAACAUGUUUUAGCUACUGACAAACCAACGACUGAUAAAACAGUUCUGACUAAAACUGAUUCAAAAGAAUCAAUUAAAUCUAUAAUUAGUGAUAAAGAUACUCAUGAAAUUUCGACAAUCGAAAAAGAUACUGAUAGACCAACGAGCGAUAAGACAAGUUUAACUAAAUCUGAAUCUUUGGAAUCUGUAAAAUCCGAUAAGGGCGAUAAAGGUUUAACCCCUGUUAUAAAAGAUGGAACAAAAUUAGAUAAAAUAAUAACCGAAAAAUCUGAUUCCAUCGUAAGUGAUACUAAAAAACUAAUAACGACACAAAUUGAAAAAUCAAUAACAUCCGAUAAAAGUGAAAAAGAUACUUACAAACCUUCUAGUGAUAAAACAAGUUUAACUAAAUCCGUCUCAAUAGAAUCCGUAAAAUCAGAUAAAAGUGAUAAAGAUUUACCUACUGUUCUAAAAGAUGCACCAAAAAUGGAUAAAAUAUUAACUGAAAAAACAGAUUCCGUCAUUAGUGAAACUAAAGAUGAUACUAAGAAACUAACAACAACACAAAUUGAAAGUAAGGAAACGGUCACACAUGAAACAAUAACAGAAAAACAUAUAGCAGAAAAAACUGAUCUAAUUAAAUCUGACUCAAAAGAUUCAAUUAAAUCAACGAUAAGUGACAAAGUUGAAAUUAUCAAACAUGUUUUAGCUACUGACAAACCAACGACUGAUAAAACAGUUCUGACUAAAACUGAUUCAAAAGAAUCAAUUAAAUCUAUAAUUAGUGAUAAAGAUACUCAUGAAAUUUCGACAAUCGAAAAAGAUACUGAUAGACCAACGAGCGAUAAGACAAGUUUAACUAAAUCUGAAUCGUUGGAAUCUGUAAAAUCCGAUAAGAGCGACAAAGGUUUAACCCCUGUUAUAAGAGAUGGAACAAAAUUAGAUAAAAUAAUAACCGAAAAAUCUGAUUCCAUCGUAAGUGAUACUAAAAAACUAAUAACGACACAAAUUGAAAGUAAGGAAACCACCACACAUGAAAGAGUAACAGAAAAACAUACGGGGGAGAAAACCGAUCUAAUAAAAUCUGACUCUGUAGAAUCAAUAACAUCCGAUAAAAGUGAAAAAGAUACUUACAAACCUUCUAGUGAUAAAACAAUUUUAACUAAAUCCGUCUCAAUAAAAUCCGUAAAAUCCGAUAAAAGUGAUAAAGAUUUACCUACUGUUCUAAAAGAUCCCAAACUUGACUCUAACUCUGACAAUCCUGAUUCUUUCAUUUUAUCAGAUGAUACUUUUUUUAAUGACUUUAUUUCUGAAAAGUUUAUUGAUUUUAGUGUGAGAUCAAGUGAUAAUAUAAAAAUCGUCAGUUCACUGGAUAAUUUGAAAAAUGAAUUAGAAAUUUCUGACUUAACUAAUGUAGAAAACUCUUAUAGUGCUUUCCUAUAUGAAACUGAAAAUGUUAUUUUUGAAAAUAUGUCAGAAAAAACAAACCCAACUGUUGAUAUUUUGACUGAUAAUAAUAUUUAUGUUCCAACUCACAUAUUGAGUAAGCAGAAUGAGGAUACUUCCGUUUUAAUUAAAGAUGAAAAUAGUUGCCCUGGGUUAAAUCGUUUUAAUAAUUUGGAAGUUGAUACUUUAACAUCAGUUGGUAUAUAUAAAUCCUCAAAUGAACUUAAUGAUUCUUCUAUUGAAAAGUCUAAUUUUGAAUUAAGUGAAAGUUUGUGUGAAUUUAUGAAUGUGACAUCUACAACUUUAGGUCAUUUUGAAUUUGAUCACAGUUUGAACGAAUCUGAUCAUGUCGAUAAUACAUCAAAGUGUGAAAAUGUUAGUUUAGUGCAUGAUACUGGUUUCGAUGACACUGAAUCAAGUAAAGAAGGUAUUGAAAAUAGUUUGAAAUAUCAUAAACUGAAAAAUAUUGAUAUUCGUGAGAAUUACAACAUGGGUAUUACAUCUCAAACUGAUCAUGGUGUGCUUUCAAAUAAUUCAACCAACGCGUCUAAUAAAUUUGAUGUAAUUUUAAGUAGUACAAAUGAAGAAAAUGUAAUUAAAAAAUCGUAUGGAAUUCGAAGAACAGAUAUUACAAAAUCAGGGUUCAGUUCUUCUAAGAAAACAAAAGAUUUAGGUAGUUUUAAAAAUGACUUUAUGAAAAAAGAUACCAAAUCAAAUGAAAUUAUCAAACCUGAAACUAUUGGUGUUAUGCGCAGUUCUUCAUUACGCUCAAAUACAUCUACAAUAUCUAAAUCAUAUACUUCAUCUAAUAAAUCUAAAGUUAUGAGAUCUGAAAGUACAAAGACUGUUAGUUCCUCUUUCGAAUCUAAAACAUCGAUACAAAAUGUUAGUGCAUCGAGCCAAAGUAGAAGUGUCAGCAACAAAUCCAAUUUAAUCAGGUCAUCAAACAGCUUAAGAACAAAGGCUGAUACAGAAUUGAAAGAUUUCAGAUCAUUGGACUCAACUAAAAAAAUUACACGAAAUCUCGUAUCAUCUUCUGCAUCUGAAUUUGAAACCACGAAUAACCGUGAACACAAAUCUUUCAUAUCUAAAACUCAUUCUUCAAAGCAGUCUCUUACAAAAAAAACAAUUAAUGUCCGUCAAGAAUUUAAUACUGAAAGUAAAAACAACCAAACAUUACGCGAAAAUAUAACUUCAGUAAAAGUUGAUACUUUAGCUAAAGUAUCAAAUGAAUCAUCAACUAAAUCAUCAACUAAAUCAAUGACUACGGUGAAUAAAAAAAACUUUUCAAAAAUUGAACACAUUUCAAGUACUAAACGGGUAGAUUCAAAACGUUCAUCAAGUAAUAUUUCAACAAAGAUUAUACAUCCACUUGAAUCACAAGAUAAAAAUACCAAGCUAUUGGUAGCAAAUAGAACAUUAAUUAAAAAAUUGAAAAAACCAGAAUUAGAAAAAUACCAUAAAACAACUGUAAAUGAAAAAUUAAAAAAUAAACAGGUUGUAGAAGUACCUGAAACAUCUUCCAAAUCUAAAGUUAAAAGUUAUAUGGCGUCUACUGAAUCCCGUAAUAGAAAAGUAGAAAAUAUUUCUCAUGCUCACAGUAAAACAUCUGAUGUUUCAACUAAAUAUCAACGUAUAAUAUCAGAUAAACAAAAAAAAAUUCCCACGUCCCCAUCAAGAAUACCUAUUAAAGACAAUUCAAGUAAAACACCAAUUAAAAAGAAUUUAUCACUUUUGGAUACACGAUCUUCAUCUGUUUCGGAUCCAAGAGUAUUAAGUGCACCAUCACAAAGAAGUGGUUUUGACUUUAUGUCUUCGCCUAGAAAAAUAAGUCCAACAUCAUUACCAGUAAGUCCGGCUCACAGAUGUUUAAAGGCUGAUAAAAAAAUCAGUUCAGUGUUAAUUACAUCAGAAGUCUUCUCAAGAUCCUCAGAUCGUGCAUCAUCUGUAGAAUUAGUAUAUGAGCAACCAAAACGUUCUCCUUGUUCAUCAAUGUCCGAACAACAGCCUGCUUCUGUAACAGAAUCAGUAUCAUUAGAUGACGAGGAAACUACUCAUUCUUCAACCUCAGACACCAAUCGAGAUUCCGAGAUAAGCUCAAACAUUUUUGACGAUUCAUCAAUAGAGUUGAAUUUAGUUUUGGGGAAACCAAAUCAAUUUUUACUAUCUGAUGAAAUGUCAGAAGAAAGCAAGAAAAGCUUACCCCAGAUCGCAAUAACUGCUUAUGAGUCCAAUGAGGAAGAUAUUGAAGUAACAAAUCUAUUAAAUGGAGUAAAUGAGGAAAAUAAUGUUAAGAUACAUGAACCACGAUCAGUUUCUCCCAAACCAAUCAGACAUAAGUCAAGAAUUAUAUUGAAAUCCCCCAUAACUACACAUUUACAAAAGUCACUUUCUCCUGGUUUGUCGGAUUUGAAUAGCUGUACAGAUGUUGAAGUUAUGUCAGAUUCAGAUGAGGAAAAGUACUAUAUUCGAACUCCUAAUCUUACACCCGGUCCUAUAGAUUAUUUCAUUCUAACAGAUAUCGAAGAUUUAAGUGAAGAUGAAGGAUAUGAAAAAAACAAUAAGGUUAUAGAUGAACUUACUGAUACUGAACAUUUCACAGAUGAUAAAGGGAUAAUUAAUGAAGUUGAAUACACCGAACAACCUUUAGAAUCAAUGCCCUAUUUUCCCCAGCCACACAGAGAAAUUUUAUUUCACUCAAAAGAUGGAACAGUACGUGCAUUAUCGCCAACGGAAGAAUCAAACCCUAUUUGGCUCAAAUCUCCUAACGAAGAAGUUAAAGGCUUUGAAUCCGAGGAAGAAAUUAUAACAGUUGAAGAACAUGGAGAUACAGAAUCGUAUAUUAAAAACAAUAAUAAUACAUAUUACCAUGAUAUAGAUGUAGGCGUAGUGGAAUCUGUAGAAACUGUUAAACAAGAUCGAUAUAAACAUAAAUAUAGAAAUCGAGUAUUAACAUCAAAAAAAAAUAUAACACCUGAAGCAGAAUGUGGUAAAAAACGAUAUCGAAAUAAAAACCGGUGUAAUUCAGAGAUUGAAGAAAGUUUUGAAAACCGUUCUGAAGAAAACAAGAAAAAAACAUUAUCAAAAUUCAUGUCAGAACCCACUCUCAGCAAUGUUACCAUUCCUAAACAAAAUCAAAAUAUGAAGACAAAUAAAAUCAACAACCAAGAAAAUAAUAAUACAUUUGUGAUACAUGACAACAGAAAUGGUUUUAGCAUUUCUAUAGACUUUCAAAGCCAGAAUUCGGUAUUAUUAAGCGUUGGUAGGGAUUACGGAAAUUUAUCAAUGAGAUGGUUUAAUGAUGGAAUAACGACAGGUAGGGCCAUAUGGGAUUAUAAUAAUGACAAUAUUUUAGAGCCAUUAGAACCAGGGUAUAUUAUUAAAAGUAGCUUAUAUGAUCCAAAACGACAAUUUGAAGUAGAUUUAUUUACAUAUGGAACAGUUAAAACCUUUCAAAAUAGAUAUUUUACGUAUAUUGCUGUAUAUACUGUCGUUCAACCAGUAAGCAUAGUUCAGUUAUAUAUAAAUAGACCAUUACAAACACAAAUUACAAUGGUCAAAAAUCCUCUGGUAAAAGUAUACUCCCUAAAAGACAAAUUUACAAGUGUAGAAAGAUUACACCCUUCACCUGUAACACGACUAUCAGCAUUCAAAAUAUUUAACCAAAAACAAACAAAAAAAAACACUGAGCAGAAGAAAAUUAAUUUUGAACCUACAAAACAUGUCUCUGAUGUAAUAAAUAUUUUUGAAAGCAUGUGCGGUAGUCCAAAAUUGAGACGAAAAUUCAAUUUCAAACAAUUAUCAAAUUUGAAUAGUAACAUAAAGAUAUGUGAUUUAAAUCAAAAAUAUAACUGUAUAUGUAUCAAAAAAAUAUCAAAAAUAGGGGAUGAAGCCAAUCAAACUCAACAACAAAAUGCAAAGUCUAUAGAUAAUUCUGCAAUUACCCAUAGUAGAGAAGAACUAGCAAAAUUAGUAAAAGCUGUAGAAAUUUUGGAAAAUAAAGUAGAAAAACAAGAACAUUUAACAAAUGAUUUUCAAACCGGAAAAUCCGAAUCUGAAAGCUCAUCUGAUGGAGUCAGUAGCUUAGACAAUGUUCAAAAAAGGAUUUAUCGACUAUUAAAUGAUGUUCAUAAUCAAGAAAACCAAGUACGACAUUCGUUAAGUGAUAUAAUGCAAAAAAUAAACCAUUGUGGAUUUCCAAAAACCAAUAACAUACAGGAAAUUCAAGGACCAAGUUUCCGUGGCAAUUUUAAUACGGCGAGUUUACCAUACAGAUGGUGGAAUAGAUCCAUGCCUUGUUUGCCAUUGUCAGAACGACAUAUAUUUUUAUCUGGUUCACAAGACUCAUUGUCUGAAUCAUUUCAAAUAUGUUAUUUUACUCCCAAGAAGAAAAAAAAAUCCGUAUCAAGAAUGUCAAAGAAUCAAAAUUCUGGUUAUUGUAUAUGGCUACCACACAACAAAACAGAAAACGAUCGUACUCAAAUAAGACCAUUAAUGGUUAGAACUCCGUCAGAGAAUACUGUACCCGACGAUUAUGAACACUUAGAUGAAUGGAAACCGGUUGAUUAUUCAAAAAUAUCUCCAGAUACUGUACAAGAAAAGUUAAAGACAAUGUUAAGUGAUCCUGGUAACCACGAUGAAACUCUUACUAACUUGCUUAUUGAUAUGUUAAUUGAACAAGAAACCGCUAAAUUAGCAGCUUCCGGAGAAUUAUCUUCCGGAUCUUCUGAUUCAGAUCCUCAUGAAACUCGAGAUGUUGAACAAUUAUCAGAUUGUCCUUCUCCUAUCCCAAUAAUAUCCUCUCCAAAAAUUCGCAGAAAUGGAGUUGGUGGUUCUCAAAGACUAUCAGUACACCAAAGACCAACGUUUAGAGAAAUUAACAAAGAUGAUAGUGAAUCUGAUAAUGAUAAUGAAUACAUAGUAACCGAACCUCCAGAGAAAUUACCCGGUAGAAAAGUUACAUUUCGAUUAGAAUCAGAGGAUGAUGAAAUUGUUUACCCAGGCCAAAGUGACAGUGAAAAUGAUUUAGAAGACUGUAAUGUGUCUAUGUCUACUAUUAAUCAACCAAGUAUUAUAGAAGAUAUGAAAUUUGAAAUGGCUACAGAUGUUGGAGAAAAAUCAUUAAAGAGGGUAGAAAGAAGAUUUGAACGUAUGGCUUCAGAAACAUUAGAAGAUAGCCCAAUCGCUAAACAAGCUGUCGAAGGGGAAUACCAUAGAAUAAUUUCCCAAUUAUCAAAUGAAGAGGUCGAUGUUGCUAAUCAAAUAUGGGAUGGAGCCGAGCGCAGCCCAGAAUUAACAACUAACGCCAACAACUUAGCACUUCAAAACUCAGUAGAUAAAAUCCCACCUAAACCAAAUCCUAGACAUUCCAUUGACAGUAGUAUUACAUCUUCUUUAGAUGAAGAUGAUGUAAACUAUACUACAAAAAAACAAUUUUGGGAAGAAAUAACCAAAACUAAUCAACCUCCUCUACCAAAACCUAGAUAUAGUAUUUCAUUACCAAUCAACAAUUCAAAAAGACCUGUAAUGAACAAUGCUUCUUUAGAACUCUUUGAUAAUUCAUUCGGUGCUUCUGAUAAUGCAGAAGUACCUGAAAUGAUCAACAAACCAAUGACAAGUAACCAAACUACAGAAAAAAUUGUAGUUUGUGAGUUCACUUGUCUGAAAUCGGAAUUGCUCGAUGAACAACCACAUAUACCACAACUAGAAGAACAUAAUGUUGUCAAAGAAACUAAACGAUUAGAUUCUGAAACUGAAUAUAUAAAUAAAUAUGGAGAAGAAUCAUUAGCUUUCGAAAAUGAAGGCUUUCAAGAAGAAGAUGUUUUUGAUAAUAAAGAUUCAGCUAAAAAAGAAUAUUCUCAGAGUACAAAUAAAAAAAAAAUGGACACAAAAACUAGAUCAAUGUCUUUACCAUCUCAUCAAACUGAACAUAUUUCCUCUAAAAAAUAUAUUCAACAAAUUAAGCCUCAAAUGGAAGGCAUACAAAUGGAACAAGAAUCUUCACCUGAACAUAAAUCUUUGAAAAAUACAACACGUCAACAAUCACCAAGUCAAGAAGUACUUAUUAACCGCCAAAUUCAUAAGCACAUUUUUUCUAAUGAAUUAGACGAACAAAUAGAUUCAUUAAUACCAGAAGAAAAAUAUUUAGGCUUAAAAUGUGAAAAAAGUGUUUCAAUGAAUUCAAUACAUACUUCAUCAGAUAAAAUGACUGGAAGUACAAGUGAAAAAUCAAUCACGAAAACCGAAUCUGCUGAAUCAUCUGUACUUGAUGAUUUACCAGAAGAAAUAAAAAUAAACAAAAUUAUCUCUAAACAAUCAAAAGACAAAAAUUCAUCAAGUUUAACCCAAGAUCAUAUUGAUGAAAUUCCUUCGGACUCUUGUUCAUUUAAUGAAGAAAAAGAAAAAUCCAUUUUACAUACUGAAUCAAUUGAUUCUUCAAUGAUUGAUGAUGAAAUACAUAAUGAAAUAGAAAAUGAAAAAGAAAUGUUUUCACAACCUCUACCUGAUCGUAUCAUUCACACUCCAGAAGAACACAUUCCGGACACAAUAUGGGAAGUCACUCAGCUAGGAACAGACGAUCAAGAAUUAGAGAACGUUGAUAUCAAAGAUCAAUGUAUUUUCCAUCAAAAUUUUGUUCAACAAGUUGAUUCGAUAGAAUCUCUUGAAAACCCAAAAAAAGAAAUGACUGGAGAACUGGCUAGAAAUAUUGCUGAGCAAUUAAUCAAUGAAAUUGAAAUCGAACUUUCAAAACGUCAUGAUGUGUUGGCAAACUUACAUCAUUUAAUGAUGUCACCUGAUCAAUUUCAACAAUUGGAAAAUAGUGGUUAUUUAGAUAUGGAAGGAGAAGAUUUGCAGCUAAAAAUUAUGGAAUCAGUAUUAGCGAAAAAGUCCAGAGACCAAUUAAAAAGCAUUUCAAAACAUGAUACAAUUACUUCAAGUAUUGAAAUUACUGACGAAGACUUAAAAAGUAGUGGUUUUGAAAUCGAAUACGAAGGAUUGACGAAAUCACGAAUCAAUGAACAUAUUAUUCCAGAAAGUGAUUAUAAGGAAUCUAAAACAAAUUCCUCAAAAAACGACCCAGAUAUAUUUAAUGAAUUUGGGAAAUCUUCGCAUGACGAAAAAGAAGAAUACUACAAAGAAGCUAAAGAUAAUUUAAUUAUUGAAGCUUAUAUAAGGGAACAACAAAAUGAAAACGAUAAACGAAUAGAAUUUCAAAAAAAAGAUAUUUUUUCGAGUGGGCAGGAUGAUCAUAAAUUAAUAUCCCAAAAACACUACAAAGAUACUAAAACUGAUGUUUUUGAAAAUAAGAUAAGUAAUGAAAAUGACCAAACGAUAGAAACACAAGAACUCGGAUCACAUUAUAAUUAUAAUGAUGAUAAUAGUAUCCAUAAUAUUCAUAAUUCAAGUAAAAUAUCGAACACUGAAAAGGGGAAAAAAGUCGAUGAGCAUAUUAUAGAAAAUGAUAGUCAUGAAAUUCACUCUAAAGAAUGCUUUGAAGUAGAAAAUAAACAAAAUAUACACGGGAAAGCUGGAAAUAUUAUUACUAACGAAAAACACGUUGAUACAUUGAUAAAAGAUUUCGACGACGAACUGAUAAAAGAAGAACAGCACUCAGAACAAACCACAGAUGAUGGAUUAGAAAUAUGUAAUAUAGACCGUGAAGAAUAUCGAGCAACAUCUUGUAUUUUCAAAGAAACCGUGAAUGAUUAUAAAAAUGAAGUAACAUUAAUAAAAGAUUUUGAGCCAUGUUCAUCAAAGUCACUAAUCAAACAAUUAAGCGCGGAAUCUUUUCCUUCAAAAGAUAACUCCGUCCACUCGCCAACUUCACCAUCAUCGUCUUCAAUUGAUAUUCGUGAAGAAAAACGUGUAAAUUUUGACGCUGUAGUCUUUAGAAAACCUGAUUCAAUUAAUAUAAAUAAACUCUCAACAAAAAAACCUGCAGAUUCCAGCUCAAGUGAUAGCCAUUAUCAUUCGUUUGAUCUAACAUCUUCUAGCAGACCAUGCUCGUCAGACGUGGACGGCCUUUUAGCGGGAUCAUCUGAAUAUGAAUCUGCUGUUUCAGUACCAUCAAAUGAAUAUCACACAGCAAUAAGUUCACUGAGCUCAAGAGAAUCGAUGAAAUCACUAGAUUCAGAAAGUUCUGGAAACCUUGCAUCAGUGGAAAAUAGUGAAGCAUCUGAAACACUAAUUGCAUCAACUGGAGAUUUAGAUUUUGAUCACGACGGAACAAACUCAAUUUUAGAAGAUGAAGAUAAAAUAGAACCAUAUGAACAAGAAAUACCAAUGCAUAUAAUUAGAGGAGAAUCCUUACCAAUUAUAGCAGAAUUAACCGAAAUGAAGUACAGUAGCAUGUACAAAACUCAACCAUUUUCUCAGCCAGCUAUUAAUAGUGAAAAAAAUAUGCAAAAAAUGAAAAGAUCACAUGAAAUGACUUUUCAUCCUAUGCCAAAACAUAUAACCAGUGAUAGUUUAUCUGAUUCAUCAUCUCAUGAAGAAAAAUUAUUUUCUAGUGAAGAUGCCAGUAUGAGUAUAUCAAGUACAGAAGGCCAAGCAAUACAAACUGUUGUUGAAGCAAUGAAUGGAUAUACAGAAUCUGGAACAUGCAGUUUUAGUUUCAGUGAUGAAAAUACAAAAUCUGUUGAAACCUCAACUAUUCAAAAUGAAAAUGAACAUUAUGACAAUGAAAACAAAUCCGUGACAAUUAUAUCAUCUUCAGUACCAAUGGAAUACGGUAUUUGCCAAAACGUUUGUACUCAAAUGACCACAAAAUCAGAAGAUGUACAAAAAAAAGGACACCGAAGAAAUAGUAGUUCAUUUAGUAAGAUAUUAGUUGAAGACUUAGAUAUUAUCGAUAACAAAGAAAUUGUAGAUCCAGAUCAACCCAAAGAAUUGACUGUUGGUAACCAACAUUCGGAACAUAAUAUUCAAGAUAAAUCUAAAACAAAAUUUGAAAAUAUUUCAUCGAAAGAUGUGCAUGAUUUGACUUCAGAAAAAGAAAUAUCUUCAAUACAUGAUAAUCACAUUUUUGAUAUGCAUGGAAGUAUAUCUGAUAAACAUAGUUUUGAGCACAUUGAUGAUAUUGCCGAAUCAGAUGCAGCUUUUCAAAUGGUACCUCAUGUAUCACCAGCAAUACCUGCUUCUUUACCCCCUACAAUACCAGAGGAUCCUUUUUCAGAAGACGAGGAUGAUUUAUUAGACGAUUCUACAGAUACAGUUCCUAAUAUUAUGAUUACGGAACAUAUGGCUCCUUUGGUUGAUCGUGGCUUUCAUUACCCAGACUUAGAUCUAGAAGCUAAGGAACUAGAAAUUAAAACAUCAACUCCACAAACACCUGCAUCAAUAAGUAGUAAAGAAUCAUCAGAUACAGAUCAGGGCAGAGAAUAUAUAAUAAAUGAAGACUAUGACCCACAAGAAGAACCUUCAUGGACUGGUGAGGAACAAACAAUUCUUGAAAAGGUAGAAGAAACAGAAGAAAAAGAAUCUGUUUCUUUAAGUGAAUCAUUCGAGUUAGUGGAUAAUAUCGAAGAAAAACUCGACAGCUCAGAUGAUGAAUUUGUAGUUAUAGAAGAAAUAGGAAAAGAAGCGAAAGAAGAAGAUUCUGAAGGAAAAGCAAUACAAAUUCAAAGAAAAACAAAAAUAAUCCAUAAAAAUGUAAACAACACGGGUUCACCUCAACAUGAAUCAGACUCUGAAAGUCCAGGAUCAAAAAGUCAACUUGAAUUAGAGUUUGCAAAUCAAAAAUGGGUUGAACUUCAAUUUGAAGAUGACAACACUAUAAACGAAGUCUAUGGAUAUAAUAUAGAGUAUGAACGACCCCCCCUUGAAGAUAUCAAAGAAGAAGAUACUGAUGAUUUGCAAAGCAGUAAAGUUGGGAGUAUUGGAAGUCAAGUCAGUCAUUCAAUUGAUAGUUUUGGCAGUAUGAAAGAAUCAUUUAGCAGCACCCCGGAAAGUAAAAAAUACUUAGGAAAAUCAUUAGAGAAUGAUAAUAUAUCUGUAAAUUCUCUACAAGAAUUUGAAAGGUUAGAACAGUUGGUAAGAAUCGAAUCAAUGAAAGCCAAGUCUUCGGGAUCUUUAGCAUCAACUACAAGUUCUUCUAAUAGCAGAAAGGAUGAUUUAUCAUUAGCUUCUCUUAAGGAUUUUGAAACAAUAGAAGCAGCUUGUAUUAAAACUGAGUUGAUUGAAAACAAAGCUUUAGCCACAGAAAAAUCAUUAGAUGACGAAGAUGGAAUGUUUAAAAUUAAUGAAAUUAUUAAAGAAGCUGAGAUAAAUUUAGAACAAAACGAAGAUAAUUCUGAAAAACAUUUAUCGGAAGAUGAUAAUUUGACUAGUACAGAAUCACUUGAUUUAAAAACAAUUGUUACCGACAUGAAAGUGUCAGCUUCUCUUGAACAUAUGUCAAAUACUGGGUUUGUGGAAGGGAAACAAAAUGAUUAUGAUGAUUGCAUGAACUCAAGUGUUUCAAGUCGUGGUUUUAGUAGUCCAAUCAUGGAUGAUCAUUCAAAAGAGUCAUCGUAUAGAAACAGUUUAAUUUUAGGUAGUAAUGAUUCACUAGGCCCGAUAAGUUCCACAUCGACGAAUGCCACUUACCACUGUGAAACUGGAUCCAAUAUGUCUUCUAGCUUCACAAGUGGAGGUUCAAAUACUAUGGUCUCUAGUAUGGAAGGCCUUGACAAAACUGGAAGCAAACAUGAUUGGUUUGACGAACAUGAAACUUUUGAAACAUUUAGAAAGGACCAGGAUGGAACAGAAUUCACUCAUAAGGUCGUAAGACUACCCACUGAAAUGCAUAAAGUAACGGCAAAAGGACCCGACAAAGAUAAAAUUAUAGAAGAUUUUGUAGAAUACUUUUCACCUGGAGAAUUCCAGGAGGAUGUGGAACGUACAGAUGAGCAUGGUAACAUAUUUGUUACACGAAUUGUACAAAAACGAAUGGUUUUUGAUACUGAAGAGUUAGCAAGUAAAGGUGUUUCUGAAGACGAAUUAAAUGAAUGUUUGAGAAAACUUUCUAAAGACGCCCCUAGCGGAUUUGAAAUCAGUAAGAAAACUUCAACUCACAUUGCAGGAUCGUCUGAAGAGAUAAGAGAACAAUCAAAAUAUGAUACAAAACAAGAGUUGCAAGUGGCUGCAUCAAAACCGGAGUUGAAGUGUGAAAUUAGUAUGGACGACGAUACAGAAAUAGAUCUACGCGAGCAUGACUGGCGCUUUCAACAUCAAAUAAACACCGAAACUGAUGACAUUACAAAGCCAAGUACAUCUGGAUGGACUGGAAAAUCGAAACCGAAAGAAAAUGUAUCUGAACUGUAA